AUGGCCGAGGCAGCGGCUGAGAAAAACAUGGACACAACCCAACCCAAAUCCCGACCUAAAACAUCAGUGGUGUACAUCAGUGGUGUGGGAAAACUUCACCAAGACUGAAAAGGAAGGCGUUCAGUGGAACAUUUGCAAAGACCGUUUUGCAUGGCUCGGGAGUACAUCGAUGAUGCGUGAGCACAGGGCUCUCAAGUCUCACGCAUUCAGCGUAUGACACACGCAUUCCCACUCGUUCACACGCUCACACACCACACAUUGUAUUUCUCACGCAUUUAAAUGAACACGGUGAUGUCCACCAAGUUGCACUUCUUCAACUAUGGAACAGGUGGGAAUCAGCUGAGUUUCUCCGAGAGUUCAGAAGCUGCGUGCCACGCACAAGCCAAUCAAAUAAAGUAUAUCUACUGAACAGCCAAUCAAAAAGCAGCAUUGCUGUAUCCGGGUAGAUUUUGAUAUCUUGCGGUUUAACUACAGAAGAAGACAGACACUCGCCGAAAUAGUUCAUUUAUUUCAUAAAUGCAACUCGCUACAGUUUUUAAUAUACUUUGUAUAAAGGUAAAAAAAAAAAGAUAUAUGCAAUGUUAUCUUCAUUUUAGAUGUCAAAGAGGUUUUGAGGCUCUCUGUGUUUUCAUUUCUGUGGGAAACUGGUCCAAGUGGCUCUUUGAGUGUGUAAGGUUGCCGACCCCUGAACUAGACUACUGUCCUUGUCCCAUUUUACAACCACCGCACAAGAAUCUAAUUAUUGACAGAGGCAUGUCGGCCUCCACUGGAUUGGGUGGCGAUUUCCCUUUCAGCACAUUGUUACUGGACCAUCUCCCAGUUGACCUACUGCAUACUAAAACAACUAACAAAAGAUGUUAGCAUGUGGCUAAGAUGAAGUGUGUAGACUGAUAAAAUCACCUUCACUUUACAGCUAGGGUCAACUUUUUAUUUGUACAUCAUCUCUUUGUCUGUCUCAAGAGCUGUGUCUAAAUCCAGGGAAUGAAGUUCUCAAAGACUACAAUCGAGGACUGCAUGCAUCACAGUGGUGCAUGGAAGGAUCCUUCAAAUGCAUGUGUCUUGAUGUGUCCACUAUUCCUGGGCCAUGAAGGGUGGGCCAUCCUUCACAGCCGCACCUAUCUCAUGAUUCUUUGCAUGCUAAUACAAUCAAGAUGAGGAGGACCUGCCUUCAGACACAGUGGGCACAGUUGAAACCUCUGUAGGUGCAAGUGCGGUUAGUCUUCUGCUUGGAUCUCAGAUGUCAAAUGAAUUAAGGGAUCUUACCAGUUUUAAAUAUUUUAGGAUUCUGCUUCUGACCUCCAAAACCUUUCACCUUUCCUUCAUACCUUUCCAGCCUCCUUCGCAUCAGCACCCCUUUCGCACUCUCAGGUCCUCUUUCUCUUACCACCUCAUUUUCCCAACCACCUGUUUGACCACCAUAGGCUCCGAAGCCUUUAAUUACUCUGCUCCCCGCCUUCCCUCCCACCAGACAUCGGUAGCAUCAACUAUCCUUCCAUUUUCAAAUCCCGUCUUCAGACCAAUCUCUUCAAAAGGGCAAAUUCAGUCUGACUGUUUUUUUUUCUUUACUUACUGUUUAUUUGUUUGUCAUGUUUUAACUUCCUCUUGUCAGGUGACCUUGAGUGCUUUAAAGGUGCAUAUAGAUAAAACUAAAUCCAUUCCCAGUCAAAAGUGCUCUUUGCAGAGCAGAGGUAAACUUCUAAAUGAGCAAAAAAUAAAUAAAUAAAUGAAUAAAUAAAAGCCUUUACUAAAAAAUAUGAUAAAAUGAGGUAGAAAGUAAUUGGCAGGGCAUUGGUGGCAUGUAGUGGUGAUUUGGUGAACAGCGAUAACUAUGAGCACUGUUUGGUGUCGGCUGAACCAGACUAAUUCCUAAACCCAAACUAUGGCCCAUUGCUUGCAUCCUGUUCAUACAGGAAACUUAAAUUCAGCUUUUAACACACUUAUUUCUCAGCUCCCAACGAAGAAGCUGAACUAGCUGGACCUGUGCUGGUGCUAAUAAAACCAGUUCUUCACAUUCUCUGGCGCUUUACACAGUCUGUACAUCAAGUUUGCUUUCUCCAUCUCAGUAUUUAGGGAGAUUUAAUGGAAGUAUUUGCCAUUUGUUCAUCAUGCACUGUAAAAAAGCACUGUAAAAAAGCUUUUUAUUUGUUUUUGCUGCUGUUUAUAGCUCAACUGUAUUUGGCAUCAAUAUUCACAAGGUACAAAAUGCACUCUCACCAUGUGAGGACUGGUCCCCAGUCCUCCAGUUUUGCUCCUCUUUGCCCUCCCCUCUCGGGCUGUCUUCCCCCCUUUAUCCACUUUGCCUGAGCGGCGCUGUAGGCUGCUCAGGAUCCCUCUCUUCACUUCCUGCAUGGGUGGCACCGCGGGAGCUGAUCACCUGCUGGAGACCUCACCUGCUGCUAAUUCCGGUCUGAUUACCUGCCUACAAGAGCCCAGGGAGGAAUCUUCUCAGUGCCGGCUGAUUGCCUGACUAAGUGGUUCGUUCACUACGUUUGUGCUGGCCUUAAGCCUCUUCUCCCCUCACGGAGAUUAUCUUGUGCUUCAUUUUUUGAUGACUGUUGUGGAUUCAUGCUCGUUUUACCCCUGGACUAACUCCUUCUCUCUUUCUCAUUUUUUCCAGGUCUCCACGAGCUCCCGCCACCACCACCAUCAUUGCUUUGUUCACUUUUUACUCACAUGUAAAUAAAGAUCACUGUUUGUUGAAAUCCUGAUCUGAUUCAGCCUCUGCUCUGGGUCCACCUAUUCACAACACUGUUAGAAUAAUGUACAUAAAUGUAUAUAGAAGUUAUCAUUAUUCCUCAUAUUCUUAUGUAAGAGUUUAUACUACAAAUAUAAACUCUUUGACAUCUUUUCUAUACAUUAUAUUAGAGUAUUUUAAUCAUAUAAGAGUUUUCCUAACUUCUCUCUUUUCUUUAGCUUUACUACACAGUACACACAAUGUUUUCUUCUGUGUUCUAUGACCGUGUUUCCGCUAUCAGCAGGUGUGGAUGUGGGGGUGACGUAUUCUCCGAAAAUGAAUCGUGGGAACUCCUGAGAAGGAUCCAUCCUUAUCAGAAGGAGCUCGUUUGAUGCCGCCUUGACCUUCAGCUAUUCACAAAUUGUUCUUUAUUAAAUGCUUACUUUGCAGCACAUUUACUCCCACAUUUUUAGAAACAUUGUGUAACCAGGGACAACUGUAAAUAAAAGGGGCGGACAGAGAAAAGUAUCCUUAGUGUGGUACUGAGAUAGCCAAAACAGAUCUCUGUCCAUUACUCAAACAUAUCCAUUGUCUUUCUCCUUUUUAUUUCAGGUAAAUGCAAGCAGGUCUUAAACCUAACAAACACCUAACACACCAUAUAAAAAGCAAAAGCAAUUUCUUUGCUCUUGUUGUUGUGUAGGAGUGGAACGAUGAGCAGAGUUGUGUAAAGUUGCAGAUAAAGCUACAGUGUAUAUUUGCAUAUUAAUGUGUUAAUUAUUUGUGGGCUUGUACAUCUCUAUGUUACCUUUACAUGUUAGCUUAAGAACCUGUCAGCUUGUUCAGACAACCACAACUAACACACCGCUUUUACAUCAGACAAAGUUAUCGUAAGGUUGCUAAUAAACUACCACAGUGAUACAAAUGUUUUGGCGAAGAGAUAAUCAGUACUUUGAUGCAGAGCUAUUCAGGGUUCUCACUCAGGACAGAAUCCCACUGUUCAGCAAAACAUUUUCUGUGCAUCUCUUAAGAAAGAAAAACACUAACAAUAUACUUACGAAUUCUGCCACACACAGGGUACGAGGUAGCCUGGCUGGGCCAUCCUGUUGCGUGGAUCACUUGCCGUUCCUUCCCGCAACAGUCUGGACUUCGGCCCAUUGGGAGCGUUUAUUUCCGAUCAGAAAAUAACCAGGCAAAUCGGAGACCAUGUUUCCACUGUUACCCGGACAACAAGGAAAGGCAGCCCCUGAUUGGUCCAUGUGUAGAUGGUGACAUCUAACAUAUGCUGCGGGACUUUUCAAAGACCUCCAAAACCUUUUUUUUUUUAACUUUUCAAAGUCAGCAGAAAUCGUUUAGAUCUGCAGAAGACGUCGGAUAUAAACGAUUUCUGCCGACUUUGCAAAGUCAACUGCAGAAUUAAUGGCGUUUUGAAUGAACGGCGCUUUUGUCAGAUCUCCGUUAAACAGUGGUGUGGUGAAUAAGCUGCUGUGAAAGCUGUAGGAUGGUGAACACGAUUGUGACUGUCUGGAUGAGAGGAGACAGGUGUGUUAAUGAGGAAGACUCUGGUGAUGAAGUUUAUACCUUUAUAAUACCAAAGUUACUUAAGAUCGCCGCUCUAUGUGUGUGCGUAAUGUUGUGAAGGAUCUUUAGUGUGUGAGCUCUCUUCCUGUAGUGACUGAUUGUCACUGGUCGGUUGAAGCAGGACGCCUGUCCUGCUUACUUGGUGUUUGAGUGGCUGGGCCAAAAUAGUUGGCUACUUUUGUUGGCACUUGCCGUGCACAGCUGCUUGAUGAGGUAGGCUGUAAAUUGGUCUUUAUUCCAACCGUUUGGGACUCGGCUAAAUCUGUUUUAUUGUACUAAUAGCCAGUGCCAGUGCGCCCCGCCCUGCCAAUGAGAUCUCAACCCAGAAAUUUAAGUCAUAGAUUACUAUACGUUUAAUUUUUUUUUAAUCAAAAUGGCCGAUAAAAUGUAAUUUGCGCAAUUUCAGACUCUACAGCUUGCAAUUGUUUUAUUACUUUCAAGAAAAUUGUAUCUUUCCACUCCUCUGCAACGGACGGGGCUCUCCGUUCGCCCCUCUCUCUACCUCACAACAUACACGCGUGCUGACAUGAUGAGGCGCGGCAUGUCAGCACCACUGAUUCUAGUAUUCUGGUCACAAGCGCUUGCCGCCCCUACUCUAUUAGUUUUGCGCAGCAUGAUGAUAACCAGGGUUCUGGCUCAUUUCAGUUGUGUUUGCUGCCAACAAAACACACUUGAAUACUUUGUUUUAGCAGCAAUCUAAAAUGGAUCUUACAUGUGGGGGUAUAAUCUGUUUAACUUCAUAGUUCUUGAGGGGGAAAAGGUGUUUGUAACAGAGUUUGUGCAAGCAAUAUAGUAAUGACAUAUUUCUUUAUUUCUUUCGUUAUUUUUUUGAAUAUCAUAUAAUGCAUAUCAUGCUGUGGUGAUAUCAUGUUGAGUUUGAUAUCCCUGCUUCCUUGGUCAGUUAUAUUCAGGCAAUUAAACAACCUCAUAAGUAUUGUUUCAUAUUGUCAGUUAAUGUCGGGAUAUUUUCUCUUACGACAGACAAGAUGUUUAUUUUAAGCUAGUGGUAAAAAUAUCAACGAUGCAUCUACCUAGCAGUAAAGAUAUUAAAUAUGACUGUUGGAUACACUAACAGUGGGUGGAGAUAUAAGGGUUUUUUUUAACAGUGGGUGGAGGUAUGAGUGGCUGAAAAAACCUACUGGAAUAAUGAAAACAAAUGGCACUCGUAAGGGGACAGGUCAUGGAACAAUGAUUUUAAUCCUUUUGAAACGAGAGCGCUGUUUGGAUAAUUCUGUUUAAUGUGAUCUUAACAGCUGCCAGUGGAAAAUAUGUGUAUUUAAUUCUGUUUAAUCUGUUAUGCCUUAGGAGAAAACUUAUUUCCAACAUAUUUUAUUGUAUGUGCAGCAUAUGAGGAAUUCACUAGAAAUUACCUCAUAAUAGCCAAAACAUAGGUAUUGACAUAGAGUGCAAAAAUAAAAGGCAAAUAUAUAAUCUAUUGGUCUCUUUAGUGCAUGUAUGAAGCCUCAAGGUUAGCACAUGGUCAUUGAAAUGUAUGGUAAGCCGUCAACAGACCAAUAAGUCAGGUAAGGCAAGGGUAGUCCACCAGCUACAACAGAAGUCUUCAUCUAAAGUAAAUUUGUGAAUUGAAUAAAAAUGUAACCCUGUACAGCUGUAAUGAACUUACAGUCUACAGCCAAACGAUUGGAACUUGGAGCACCAUCUUGUGAAUCAUAAAUCAUGACAUUAUAAAAUAAUAGUCUGUACAUUUUAUAUUGAUCUGAAAAUUGAGUCUUCCAUUCAAACGUGGAAAAAAGAUUUGGAUUCAACUGUAAUGGGCAGCAAAAAUUCACAAUAUACAGUUUAUCAGUUAAUCAUGCCCCCCAACUUAGGAUGCUUUCAUUGUCACCUGACCACUGAAUGGCACUCUUGAACUCAAUGGAUUAACGCAGGGAGGACUUUUAACAUAAAAAUAGGACGUGCUGCAAUCAAAGCUGCCAAGACAACCAUCAGAGGAGCUCUGUAUGGAAGUAUUCCGUAUUUAACAGGGUUAAUAGCUUAUAAUACCUUAAAAUAUAGAGAUUCUAGGAAUAUUGAAAAUCAGGAUUAAGCAGGGCCUCCGGUGAGGGAACAAGUGUCGGCAGACAGGACUCUGAGGCAUGAAGCACCUCAGGAUCUGUGAUGCUGGGCAGCUGAGAUCCUGGGGGGCUGGGCAAGUUGCUAGAAGGUUUUUCUGAGCUUUCUUGCUGGGAAACUUACUUAAAGCUAUCUGGCCCAGUGCUAGCAAGCCGGAUAAGGGUCAUCGAGCCACUCAGUUUUAUUAUAGGCUUUUUUUUUUUUUUUAAAUUUCCUCGCAAUCUGAUUGUAAUGCUUGUGUUCAGUGUCCUGUUAUUUCCACAUUUGUCUUAGAUGCAUUUUCCAAAGAAUUGACAAAUGCAUACUCUGGCAUUGAGGACAGAGCCGAGGUAAGGAUUUAGUGACCUGACAGGAUGAGGAGCUGGCGUGACGAAGAGCACUGAUGAAGACAGUCGUGCACCUACAUCCUUGUUUCCAUUACUUAGCAUGUAGGAGUGACUGUCUUCAAAACACUUCCAUGCCGACUCCACCUUUUUCAUUUGCCUGUUAUUUCUGCACAGACCACAACACAAACACAGCACACCCAUAUCGAACAUGCUUUUCAGUCAACCACAAAACAGCAGCGUGUGUGAUUUUUUUCCCUCCCUCUCCAUUCUGUUAUAAAAGUGUCACCCUGUCCUGUCUCCCCAAGUGCACCAUCCACGGUCAACUGCAGGUAUGGAUGCUUUUCAUGAUGCUUAAUUUAACAUGCCUCACAUAAUAUUAAGACCAUUAUCAUACUUGUCAAGGUUUAUGGCUUAUUGCUAUCUAGUGCUUCAAGAAAUUAUUUCAGCUUGUUUUUUUUCAGUAGAGUAUACUCUUUGUAAGGGCUUUACAAAAGAUGUCAAAGGUGUUAACAUUUUGGCAUAAAGAUAUGCAUGGAUUUUUUUUUUUUUUUUUUUUGCAUUUGUAGUUAAGUUUCAGCUUUAAUUGCUUUGAUUAUUUUAUUGUCAAGUAUUCAUUGAAAAGAUUUUACAUUUCUAGUUUUUUACUGCAUCUAUGUGCUCACAUUUUUGGGAAUAAAUUUUCAAAAAUCUGAAUCAGCAUUUUAAAUUUUGAGUCACUUCUCAGACCAGCAUGCUGAAGUAUGACAGAGUGUAAGGGCCACAUUCAAAGAAAGUAUUUGUAAAAGUUUAGAUAUUUUUUUUUUUUUGAAAGAUUUAAAACAUUUUUUCCCAGUUGUUUUCUCCCAGGAAUAAGGUCCAGGUAAAAUUUUACUCAGAGUUGUUAAUGUAGUCCAUGAUUAACCUCACGGUGCUGUUUUGAGGGGAGGACACAUGGCUCAGCUUUUCGCUCAGUCCAUUGAAAGUCCUGAUAAUUAUAACAAUGUGGAGACAAAAUAUUAGAGGCAAUUUAACCAGAUGCUCCAUAUUCCUUUUUUCUGUACAGAAAGCUGGCUGCUCACUGUAAACCCUAACCUCCACUUUACCACCACUUUAUUCUCCUAAUAUUAUGACUUUGUUUUUGUGAUAAUAUGACUUUUAUGUGAACAAAACUUGGCCACUUGAUUUUGCUCUUGUGCCAAAAUGCCUCAGAAAAAAUAAAUAGUUUAACCUUCCAGUGUAUUAGUGUGGCACUAAUACACUAUCAUAAGUUCUAUAUCAAUGCAGUAAAACCAGUUUCAUGAAAAAUAUUUGGAAAAAUCUAUUGAAACAGGAAAGUUGUUGUAAAUCAAUAUUUUUACAAGAAUCAAAUUGUGAUUUAGUUAUGUUUUAUACAUGAUUAAAACUGUAAAGUCAUGGUUAAGUCAAAACAAAAGUUCACAGGAAGUUAUGAUGUUGCAAGAACAAUUUCCUGGUAAAGAAGAAAUGUAAUAAAAGACAACAACGGUGAUAAUAAAACCCUAAUAUUCUGAGAUUAAAGUUGUAGUAAAGUCAUAAUUUUAUGAGAAUAAAUUUGUAGUUCAGUUAUAGUAUUACAAGGAUAUGGUCACAAUAUCAUGGCAAAUAAGUUGCAAUGAAGUUAUAAAAAUGACAAAGUCAAAGAAAAGUUAUAAUUAAGUUGCCAGAAUUCAGUUGUUUUCAUACUUUGCUAAAUGUUUGACCUUUAACCAUUGUCUCUCUCUUUAACUAGCCAUGGAGUUAAGGCCUCUCACAUUGUGUUUGGCGGUCGCACUUUUUGCAGGUAUUCAUAAAGUAACACAGCAUUAUUAAAAGUUUGUACCUCACUUUAACUCUUUUUUUGGUUCAUAUAUUUGUGAAAAAAUCUCCUUUCCUCUGCAGUGUGUCACAGCUGCUCUUCAGGAACAGAGUUCAUAACAACAUUUCUUACAAACUAUCAGAAAUGUAAAGGUAAAAAUCAAAAACUCCACGUUGUUCUGACUGCCUUGGAGGCUGAUGCUGAUGUCAACAUACAGGUAGGAUAUAUGAAUUUAUAUUAUUGUGGAGGAAAAAUUAGUAGAAAAAAUUUACAAAGAACUUACUUUAAACAAUAGAAGAGUAUGUGCACGAACUGCAUGUAUCUCAUCCAAUAAUUUGGAUUAAAUAUCUUUCACACAGUAGAAAUGAGGGAACAGGUGUGGCAUUUUAUUGAACCAAAAUGUAAAGACAGGUAUUUAAAUUUUCAUAAAUGGAAAUACAGCCACGUCAGUUUUUGAGUGAACCAUAUCACAGGUCAUCGAUGAACUGUGUGGAUCGGAUUUCAUUUUUUUGUGACUGAGAUUCUCACAAACAGUUAGCAUCUCUGCUCUGUGCUGCUCCGCUCUAAUACUGAUGGCACUAAAUUUAAUCCACUUAGUGUAUGAGCUGGAGAGCGAGGGAGAUAAUCCUUACCAUUUUUGGUGUUUUACCAUGAUCUGAGACAGAUAUACAGUAUUUUACUCCAAAUGGAUAGAUCUCAGAUCAUUUAUAUGAACAUCACAGUUGCAUAGGGUUUGCUCCACAAUGCAGAUAGUGCUUUGUAAAUUACACUUUGUAUUUGGCAAGGUUUCAUGAACCAAGCUUGCACUUUUUACUAAAAAGUGACUGAUUAUAAUUUGAGAGACAGAGCUAGUUUGUACCCCAGGCAGUAAAAGCAAAUACUACACCUGGCCUGCACUUGAGGAUUUACUGUAGUUAGGUAAUGGAAAUGCUUGGAUUUCACAGGUUAACAUCAGUAAUACACUGUCAGAAAAAAAGUAACAAGUUUCAAUGAAUAAUCAAACUUCCUCAUGUAGCAAUCAAGACAACCCUGGAUGUGAAACCCACACAUUCCUCACAGGAAAGCUUCCUUAUCUGGUCCCAGGAAACAGGAUAUAAAUCUUUCCAGACGUGUUUGCCCUUUCAGGUUAAAUAAGUGACCCAACAGGAGGUUGACUAAACCUCUGACUCUUCACGAUUGGUCAAUUCGGAGAACAGAGACAGAGUUUUAUUACCUUUCAAACUGACUCCAUUUGCUGACCAUCUAAAUAAACAUUAACGUCUCAACCCAGAUCUCCCAUUUGAGAUUUAGUGUCUUAAAGUGUGUGAACAUACGGACCCUAGGAAAAGGGGGGACACUGACCUCCAGACCUCGGUCGUAAAACCCUGCUCGACCAUACACUGAUAAAGACUGCAUUCCUUUGGUGAAAGAAUACAAAUGACUGAUCAUGACAUCUUAUGCAUUCAGCAAUGUACUAAUCUGUCUAAUCAUGAAAUUUGUGUUAAAAUGAGAUGUUUCCCGUUUUUCUAUGUGCUUCAGAAGCCAAGUUAUCUUAUCUGACAGAAUAAAUCCUUAUUCUUUAGUUCUUUAGACCAACAGAUUUUCAGACUGUUUCAUGAACUUUUAAGAGUUAAAUUUAUCGACUAUGAAUCAUAACUUAACUCUAGGUAACAGAAACAGUUUAGAAAUGUUUGGUUUAUAUUGUAGAUGUUUAUUUAGUAUUUUUAACCAUUAGGUGGUUAUAAUGUCAUUGAAUAAUCUGAAUGUGAGUAUUUAGAAUCCAUUAUUAAUCAUGAUGAAGUUCAUUCACAUGUAUUUACUCUUUUGUUGUUCACAGUUUCCAUGUGUUACUAUCUGUUUCAUUUCAGAGUAAUUUAGCAUGUUUAAUGUGAUACUUAAAACAUAAUGAGAAUGUUUGAUGUGAUCCUACACUUCAUUCAUAUGUGUUUAGUGUCAAAUUAUUUAUCAUGAAACCAAGCAUUCAAUGAUAUUAAUCAUAGUGAGUGAGUAUCAGAUCUGACUCUUUUACCAGCCAAAAGUAUAAGUUAGAUCAAAUAAUCAGAGAUUCCACGACCCCUCCUCUGUCUCACACACACGCCGGAGCCACUCCCAGUGUGAGAAGAUAAAACCAGUGAAGUCGGGUUGCUCAUUCCUCUUAUUCCUCUUAUGCCUCUUACUCUCUUAUGCUUCUGCUCUUCUGCUGACUCUCUUGUCCCCGGCUCUUAUGCCCCUUCUCUUCUGUCCACACCCUUCUGUGGUGCGUUUCUUUGUUUUCUCUUAGAACUUUUUCUUAGUCUUCUAAGUUUUACGCCACGUGUUGAUUCACGUUGAUUUUUCUUUAACAUAGUCUUCGUUCAAGUUUUGAAACUUCAACUUUUUGUGCACAUAGCAAUUCAAGAUUAAGCCUUUGAUUGAUUUUCUUUAAUUACGCGAAGCCAUUUUUGAAAGUUUUCUCUGCUCUUCGAGCCUCGUUUUUCUGAGUUUUCUGCGUGAUUUCAAAGUCACCUCCGAACGCAAUCCAACAGGCCCAGGUCAUCCUCUGUGCCAGAGUUUUUGAGUGAGACUAAAGAAGUACCCAAACGAGCAUCCACAGGAUCCACAGGCGCUGGUUUUUGCUUCGGGCCUGAGUGCUGCAACUCCUGGCUCAUCCUUCGGCUGACUUCAGUCGUCUUCUGAGCUGAACCGCUCGAACCGCCAGUAGCCCGGACCUUCGGAACCUGCUCCAUCUUCUCCAAGGACCAGUCUCACUUAAGUAUGCAAACCUCCAGAGCUCUAAAGAGGGCUGGUGCUGUCUCCUGCGUUCAACUCAGAUAUCCUCUUAUUCUGGUAAUCUUAGAUUCCUCCAAAUCCACAUCCGAGUUUAUCUCGACACUAAAGUUAGUGUAGGUUAAUAUGUUAGCGCAUAUUCACUCACUAUCAUUAACUUUAGUGCUCCUAGCCUGACUCAGAAUCUUGAUUUAUUCACCUAUUAUUAUUUAUCUUCAUUAUCUUAUCAUCAUUUAUUGCAUGUGUGUUGUACCAUCAUUUAUCCUGUAAUAAACAGAUAAUUAUUUUUCUAAGUUCUGGUCUGUUAGUGUUCUUCCAGAAGUGGAGUCCCUGAAAUUAGAAUUUCGACUUAAGAUAUGAGACUGAUUAAUUAAGACUGAUUAAUUAAGACUGAUUAAUUAAAACUGACUUGAUGUUUGAUUUCUGAAUUAAACUUUUGUUUUCUUUAUUUUCCCACCAUUAAGGGUGGGUGGUGCCCCUUUCAACGAGUGCAUAAAUGUCAUAAUUUGAGAUUAUUAAUCUUCAGACAUUUAUUAUAAAUUCCAAUCGCCAAGUAUUAUUUUGGUGCGGCCUUGUGAGGCUCAUUUCAAAUCGCUACAUAUAUUUUGGUGCGACCGUAUGAGGCUCAUUUCAAAUCACUACAUAUAUUUUGAUGCCCCUGCGUGAGGCGUUUCAAACAAAACUUCUGGAUACUAACAGACAACCUAAAACUUAGCCUUCCAAAUUGAUGAGAGAAACUUAUUUCCAGGCUAUCCUAGACUUAAUCACAAUAAAUGCUAUGCUUGCUGAAGUUGCUUGACUAAGUUCUGAUGUUUUCCUGAUCUAUGCAUAAAACCUUUAUGCUCUGUGUUUCACACACUUUUGUACUACAUGCCUGUAGUCUGUGUUUGAGCUGGACAGCGUGAAAUGUUGUUCUGAGUAGCAGUGAGACUGCUUCUUCUGCUCUGUCUAGACUGUCCAAUAUUUAAGUGCACGAUUGUUGCGUCGCCGUACGCUUGUAUUUAAGGCCUUUGGCUGAACCCAGUGUUCGCGAUGCUCCGAGCUGUGGUUUCAAGCCCCUGAAGUCUCUGUAGUCUGCUACGAGUUUCUAGUAACUAUAUGGGAUUCAGAUUUCCUCCUUUCCCCUGACAGAUUAGCUACCUGUCACAGGAAACCACUGUAACAGUGGGAGGUUGUUGUUUGAUUGAAUUCAGACAAAAUUUGUGUUCACAAAUCGCCGCAUUUGUGAUUUUAAAGUCUGCAGUUGAAUCUGCUGUUGAGGGAUUUGUCACUUUGAUUCUUGUCACUAUAGUCUGCUAUGAAGUUCUAGUAACUAUAUGGGAUUUAGAUUUCCUCCUUUCCCCUGACAGAUAAGCUAACUGUCACAGGAAACCACUGUAACAGUGGGAGGUUGUUGUUUGAAUGAAUUCAGAUAAAAUUUGUGAUCACAAAUCGCCGCAUUUGUGAUUUUUAAGUCUGCAGUUGAAUCUGCUGUUGAGGGAUUUGCCACUUUGAUUCUUGUUCCUGUAAAUGAUUUUAUUGAACCAAUCUGCCUGAGCAGAUGGUGGAAAGUUCUAUGUUUGAGGGUGCAGAUGCAGCCUGCUGUGAAAUGUUAACCCUUUGUUGUCAGUGGAGAGACUGACCAUUUGACCUUAAGCAGAUAAGGCCCUUCAAGGAGGCAGAGCCUAAAGGCCCCUUCCUGCAUACUUCCCAACUUCACACAGCCACAAGAGGCUAGUUGGAUGACUGUUUCCUCUUUUCUUCUUCUUCUCCACUUGUGUUGAGCUUGUGCAGUUACCCCAACUCCAUACUGCCCCACAUGGUUGCUUUUGGUAUUGAGCUAACACUGCUAUUAUCUGUCUGCAGUAUCAGCUAGCUGUACUGCCUCUCUGUAGUCAGUGUGUAACACUCUACAGACAUAACUCAAGUGAUUGACUUGGUUGAUGAAGUUUGAUGUGCUUAUUCUAAAUCAUUGAUCAUUGAUUUUUGAUUUUAAUCUUUGUUAUAAGAGCCUCCGUAAGGUAUUGAUGAAGUAACUCCUUGAAUCAAUCACCUGAUCUUGUUGUUACUUAUCACACCAUUGAGCAGUUUUACUGUUCCCUAUAAUACAUGAAUGUAUUAACCCUCCUCAUAAGAUUAAUUAAUUAAUGAACAAAUUAAUUAAUACUUGAAAUUUCUUUUAACAUUUCAGAUGAAUUGGGUAGUUGAAUCUUUGGCUUUAUUGCGAUUUGUGAAUUAAUUUCAGAGUUAAUUCCUUAAAUUGACAAUUUCAUUGAUUUUUCAAAUUCAUCCAACUGCAGCAGGCAGUUUAUUUAAGCUUUGCUGAUCUCUGCAACACAGAGACAAAUUGAACCCUUUAUUCAAUGGUUCUGUAUCUGAUGUUAAAUUUAAUUUAACAUCAUUUCACUUUUUUCAAUUUUCAUUGAAAUGAAUUUAACUUUAUGGUUUUUUCUCUCCAUUAGAGAUCUACUCAGAUAGGCUCUUUCUCUUUAUCAAGCACUGAUAAAUUAAGUCGAUUAACCCACUUAAUUUGAUAUUUUGCUUCUUCCUUUCAUUUUAAGUCAACUCAAACUCAUCAACCAACCAGCUGCACCUCUUUACCAAAACCAAACAUGCCUAACACAAAAGAGUCCAGCCAGGGAGACCCCCUGAGGGACAUACACACAGUGUUGGCAAACUUAAUUAGUCAGCUGAUACCUCAGUACAUGACUAAGAUUCAUAAGGCCAAACCCUCCAAUCCGGAGGAUGAAAUGGCUGACUUACUGGAAACAGCCUUAACCACGACACUUCGUGACAAAGAGCUCACUAGAUGCAUGUCUGUCAUGAUGUCUUCUCAGCUUGAGUAUAAAGACUACUUGCUGGAAUGCGCUUUAGCAAAGAUAAAGGCGCAAAAAGACGAAAACAGCGCUCUGAAAAAGACGCUAGAGGAGACUAAGAAGUCUCUAAGUGUUUUAGAAAAACACAGUGCCAGAUGUGAAGCGUCAAAGCUUCCCUCACUGAUAAGUCAUGAAGAAAAUCUUGAUCUCAAAGACAAGAUUGAAAGACUUAAUGAAACCCUUUACAAAAAGGAGAAAGAACUUGAUGACACGAAUAAGCAGCUUGCUAAGACCACAGAGGAUCUGAUACAGUCAGAAUCCCUACUAGAGCAAGCAACAGAAGAUGUAAAAACUUUGAAAGCACUGGUCAAAGUGCGUGCUGAAGCUCUUGAAGUUAAGGAGAAGCAAACUUCUACCUUACAGCACCAGCUCCAGAUAGCUCAAAGACAGUUAAUUCUUUGUCAAGAACGGCAAGAAAAGACAGACAAAGAACUUGAAGAUGCCCAAAGAGAGUUACAAUGCUCCCUCCAGUCAGGUCGAGCCCAAAGAGAACGCAUGGAGCAAACGUUUCUUGAAGAAAUGAUAGGUGAUCAGCCUCCUGAGAGAGCGCCAUCACUUCCUUCCAAACCAACUCUUAAGUAUCUCUCUCAGCAUCAUGACAGGACCCUGCUUGACCCUGAGAGGUCAUCCUUAAACCAAGAGUCCUACUCUCCUCCUCAUGAUGGCUUCUUACCAUCUCCCUCAGAUAGGGAUCUUGACAAAAUUGCUCGCAACAUAGCACGCUUUGAACCUGAGCACCAAGGUGCUACUGACACCUGCACCUACUUGAAAGACAUUGACUUUUACCUGAGGAAAUUUCCAGGUGCAACCAUUGAUGACAAGAUCUACCUUAUUAAGGCAACGUCAAGUCGAGAGGUUAGCAGUUUCCUUGAACGACAGCCUUAUCAUGUCAGAAAUAAUUAUGACUUGCUCUGCCAAGCAUUAAUUGAAGAGUUUUCUGAUUAUUUGACCCAGACAGGCCUUUCUGCUGCUCUGUCUAUUAAACAAGGGAGAUCAGAACCUCCCCAACAAUAUUACAACCGCUUACGCGAAGCUUACUUUGGUUUCCGAAAUGAACCAGAAAUGGAGGAGGACUUGAACUUCAAAACGCUGUUCGUCCAGAACCUCCACCCUACCACCAGUCAUCACCUUGGCGUCUUAGCUUGUCCAAACACUUUGACUAGCCGACAGCUUCGUGAACUUGCUGUAAAAGGUUUUGCCAAACAACGACAAACUUUGGCUAAGAAAGCAGAGCCUGUUACUCUGUUGGCUAUGGAGACAAAAUCACUGCCCAUGGAGCUGAACGAAGCUUCAGAUUGUGUAUUUUCAGGCUCCGAUAAGCCUCCAAAUGAGUGGUUAACCAGGCCUCCAAAACCUUUUCGACCUCAACACACUCACAAAGGUCAAAGUUACACACCAAGGCCCAGGUCUGACACAGACCAAUGCCCGGUAAACUUUGAGACCAACUGUUGUUAUUCAGACUCCCGUCACGGUGGGUUUUAUCCCAGACAAAGGAAAAACCACCAACACCACCAAAGGGGGUGAAUGACUGGCAGAAUCAGAGUAAAUCACACUCUCAGAAACGACGAUCUUAUUAUCCACCUCAAUCGGUUUCAUCCACUUUGAAGGUGAAUAAACAUGACUACUCAGCUAACCACUGAGAUUAACACUGUGGAGUCAUGAAGGUGUGAGUCCUGCGAAAGCAGAAGCCACCCAGCCAAAGCUAAAUGACUCCAAUAAGAUAUCCAAAUGCUGUGGUGAUACAUUGAUGACUGCAAUCCCAGUUGCUGCUUUCUUUGUUAGCAUUUGUCUCUCCUCUGUCAAUAUAGUCAGCUUGUCAGCUGUCAAAUAUCCCAUGAACAGAUUAAAAGCUGAAAUUUCUGUCACUAAGACUCAGAUUGACAAAUUUCAGACUCAACAGCAGAUAAUUAGUCAAACCGAUAAGAGCAUCAUCCCCAAGUUUAACAGACAAAGUUUAAGAGAAACUCUGUGCAGUAAACUUUUGAUGUUUGUGAUUCAGGUUGACUAUGCUCAUACACAGAUGGUUAAUAUGUCUAUAGCAGACAUUUCUUUUCCACCUAAGUCUUAACCAUUUUUGAAACUGAAAUUGAACUUUCAGACUUCUCCAGCAAGCAUGAAAAACAGCUAUAGCUUUAGAUCCAGUUAGCAUUCAGACUAAAGAGUGCUUUUCUAAAUCUCAUUAAUACUGAAAAUUAGGAGAUUUUCUUUCACAUUAGUCUACCAAUAGUUAACUGAGAAAAGUCUAACACCUAGACGAUUUUAUUUGAUAGCUUAAUGCAUGCUUGAUGUUAUCUUAAAGCAGAUACUAGUGAUUCACAUAGUGAUAAUGAGACGCAUCAGUCCUAUUUGCAUACACCUGCUGCUGCUGCUGCUGCUUCAUGGUUGUCUACUCGUCGUCCCGAUGCUCCAUGGACAGGACCACCGUGACGAAGGGGGGACUGUAGCAAUCAAGACAACCCUGGAUGUGAAACCCACACAUUCCUCACAGGAAAGCUUCCUUAUCUGGUCCCAGGAAACAGGAUAUAAAUCUUUCCAGACGUGUUUGCCCUUUCAGGUUAAAUAAGUGACCCAACAGGAGGUUGACUAAACCUCUGACUCUUCACGAUUGGUCAAUUCGGAGAACAGAGACAGAGUUUUAUUACCUUUCAAACUGACUCCAUUUGCUGACCAUCUAAAUAAACAUUAACGUCUCAACCCAGAUCUCCCAUUUGAGAUUUAGUGUCUUAAAGUGUGUGAACAUACGGACCCUAGGAAAAGGGGGGACACUGACCUCCAGACCUCGGUCGUAAAACCCUGCUCGACCAUACACUGAUAAAGACUGCAUUCCUUUGGUGAAAGAAUACAAAUGACUGAUCAUGACAUCUUAUGCAUUCAGCAAUGUACUAAUCUGUCUAAUCAUGAAAUUUGUGUUAAAAUGAGAUGUUUCCCGUUUUUCUAUGUGCUUCAGAAGCCAAGUUAUCUUAUCUGACAGAAUAAAUCCUUAUUCUUUAGUUCUUUAGACCAACAGAUUUUCAGACUGUUUCAUGAACUUUUAAGAGUUAAAUUUAUCGACUAUGAAUCAUAACUUAACUCUAGGUAACAGAAACAGUUUAGAAAUGUUUGGUUUAUAUUGUAGAUGUUUAUUUAGUAUUUUUAACCAUUAGGUGGUUAUAAUGUCAUUGAAUAAUCUGAAUGUGAGUAUUUAGAAUCCAUUAUUAAUCAUGAUGAAGUUCAUUCACAUGUAUUUACUCUUUUGUUGUUCACAGUUUCCAUGUGUUACUAUCUGUUUCAUUUCAGAGUAAUUUAGCAUGUUUAAUGUGAUACUUAAAACAUAAUGAGAAUGUUUGAUGUGAUCCUACACUUCAUUCAUAUGUGUUUAGUGUCAAAUUAUUUAUCAUGAAACCAAGCAUUCAAUGAUAUUAAUCAUAGUGAGUGAGUAUCAGAUCUGACUCUUUUACCAGCCAAAAGUAUAAGUUAGAUCAAAUAAUCAGAGAUUCCACGACCCCUCCUCUGUCUCACACACACACAUCAGAGCCACUCCCAGUGUGAGAAGAUAAAACCAGUGAAGUCGGGUUGCUCAUUUUUUCUUAUGCCUCUUAUCUCUCUUAUGCUUCUGCUCUUCUGCUGACUCUCUUGUCCCCGGCUCUUAUGCCCCUUCUCUUCUGUCCACACCCUUCUGUGGUGCGUUUCUUUGUUUUCUCUUAGAACUUUUUCUUAGUCUUCUAAGUUUUACGCCACGUGUUGAUUCACGUUGAUUUUUCUUUAACAUCGUCUUAGUUCAAGUUUUGAAACUUCAACUUUUUGUGCGCAUAGCAAUUCAAGAUUAAGCCUUUGAUUGAUUUUCUUUAAUUUCGCGAAGCCAUUUUUGAAAGUUUUCUCUGCUCUUCGAGCCUCGUUUUUCUGAGUUUUCUGCGUGAUUUCAAAGUCACCUCCGAACGCAAUCCAACAGGCCCAGGUCAUCCUCUGUGCCAGAGUUUUUGAGUGAGACUAAAGAAGUACCCAAACGAGCAUCCACAGGAUCCACAGGCGCUGGUUUUUGCUUCGGGCCUGAGUGCUGCAACUCCUGGCUCAUCCUUCGGCUGACUUCAGUCGUCUUCUGAGCUGAACCGCUCGAACCGCCAGUAGCCCGGACCUUCGGAACCUGCUCCAUCUUCUCCAAGGACCAGUCUCACUUAAGUAUGCAAACCUCCAGAGCUCUAAAGAGGGCUGGUGCUGUCUCCUGCGUUCAACUCAGAUAUCCUCUUAUUCUGGUAAUCUUAGAUUCCUCCAAAUCCACAUCCGAGUUUAUCUCGACACUAAAGUUAGUGUAGGUUAAUAUGUUAGCGCAUAUUCACUCACUAUCAUUAACUUUAGUGCUCCUAGCCUGACUCAGAAUCUUGAUUUAUUCACCUAUUAUUAUUUAUCUUCAUUAUCUUAUCAUCAUUUAUUGCAUGUGUGUUGUACCAUCAUUUAUCCUGUAAUAAACAGAUAAUUAUUUUUCUAAGUUCUGGUCUGUUAGUGUUCUUCCAGAAGUGGAGUCCCUGAAAUUAGAAUUUCGACUUAAGAUAUGAGACUGAUUAAUUAAGACUGAUUAAUUAAGACUGAUUAAUUAAAACUGACUUGAUGUUUGAUUUCUGAAUUAAACUUUUGUUUUCUUUAUUUUCCCACCAUUAAGGGUGGGUGGUGCCCCUUUCAACGAGUGCAUAAAUGUCAUAAUUUGAGAUUAUUAAUCUUCAGACAUUUAUUAUAAAUUCCAAUCGCCAAGUAUUAUUUUGGUGCGGCCUUGUGAGGCUCAUUUCAAAUCGCUACAUAUAUUUUGGUGCGACCGUAUGAGGCUCAUUUCAAAUCACUACACUCAUAUGGUAAGUUUUUGAGGUUUUCACUAUUUUUAUUUUCCCCAUUGAGAAGAUGAACAGAGAUGAGCACAGGAAGUCAGAAGUUUAAAUCCAUUAGCUGUGAGUCUGGUCAUAAAGACGUUGACUUAGUUAGGUUUAUCUGGUCAUUUUUGUUUAACUUUUGAAAUUAACAGUACGGUUUAACACCCAGCUGCCAGAUAAAAGUCCCCAGGUCUGCUCCCCUUUCCACUACAACGGAGAAGGUCCCCAUGAUCCAAGUCAAGAUAGACUUAAUCCAAACACGUUACAGUACAUCAGUGAAGAUCCACAGAUUACUUCACAUCUCUAAAGCCUUAUGCUUCUGUGUACUGACUGCACCAAAUUUAGUGUAAUAUGAUCCAUCUUGUUUGGUAUUCGAGAGAGCUCCAAUAGACAGUUUAUUGCAUUUGAGCAGAGCAAUAAUAUCCCCUGAGAUUUAGCAACGACAGGCCCCCACCCUGUUUGCCAGUUUGCAACAUCUACAGUUUUCCUCUUGGUCUAGUUCCUUUCUGCCAGGAUGAGCUUGGACAGCUGUUGGACAUUCAAGCGCUGAAUUGGGACUGAGAUUUUAACUGGAAAGGAUAGAGUAGUGUAACAGCCUUGGCACAAAUUCAUUAUGUUUUAAUGUGUUUAUAAGUGAUGUGUUGGCUAAUUAAAAAGGGGAGAUCAUUUUUUAUUAAAGAAGAUCCUCACACAUGCACAAACACACAAGUGGAACAAAACAAGUUUGAAGUUGAGACACACCUCAUCAUGGUGGGAGCUUUAAUUGUAUUGAGGAUUUGAGCUCAAACUCUUGGCCAGUAUGACAUUCCCAAAUGAAAGAAAAUGUACCCUGUAUGUUGCUUUAAAAUCCUCUCACUGAUUUGCAGGUGGCUUCACUGAGCUUCUCCAAGACAUUGACCGUCCGUGCUGGUAAAACAAAAUGGUUGUCUCUGCCAAAGGGUGCUGAGCUGAAGAAACAAUUCAUCAACUCAGGUGCUGCGGUUCGAAUUUCAUCUAGUGCCAAAAUCACGGCGGUCACCUUCAACCGCCGUGCCGCCACUGGUGAGGGUGCUGCGGUUUCCCCGUUAGAACACCUGGGCACAAAUCACAUUUUGUACGUACCCUCAGACAAGACAAUAUAUGAUGGGCUGGUCGCUAUUGUAAAUGGUGACAGCGAGAACGAAAUCACCAUUGUACCGCCCAGAGAUGUAAAGCUCAGAGGGAUGAUAACGUGGAACCAAGGGGAGGAAGUGAGGUUUACCAUGAAGCCCUUCGAUACCUACCUCAUAAAAGCCCGUUCGUGUAUGACUGGCACCCAGAUCACAUCCCAGAAACCUGUAGCUGUCCUAACAGGUCACCAGUGUCUGAAGAUUGGUGGCAAAUGUGACCAUGUAUACGAACAGCUUCCUCCUGUGUUCAGAAUGGGAAAAGAGUACAUCAUACCCUCUGUCGGCAGGCCCAAGGCUAAAACCUGGGGGUUGAUAGUGGCAAGUGAAGACAACACUGUGUUGACACUGAGCAACGGCUGUAAAGAAAAAAACAGGUUUGAAAAAAAUCUAACAUUUUUUGUGCAAUCUAAAUUUAUCUGUAAUGAAAAGUGUUAUCAUCAUUAUUAUUAUUAUUUGUAAAGGUUUGUUUACUUCUGAUUUCAUCCUCUCAGUCAGACUAAGUGGAGGAACAGCCUGUCAAACUGCAAACAGGAGCAUUAUUAAAACAAAUAAAUGUGUGCUUAAAUAAGGGUCAAAAAGACUCAAAAUAAAAGAUCAAUUCAGAGUCCUCAGGCAGAUAAAUACCUUGACACUUGGUCAGACUUCAGAGUGGUGUUUGAUGGUGAAAGUGAAAUAAUAAGGACACCAAUUCAGCAUAUUUAAAAAAUCUAACCCAACUUUUGAAUGGAGUGUAUGCAAAUACAUCCAUAGAGAGGAAGAAAACACAAAGCGCUGAAAGUACUGUGAAGCAGAGGUAGUGUUCAGCCUGAAAGCAACUAGACCUGAUAAUCCUGACAAAGAGAAGCAGGCUGUCUUUUCAAUCACUGUUAUGUAUAGAAGUUCAAUAAUUCGUCACUAUGAAUUGCAUUUUUGAUUGUAUUGUUUGAAAUGCUUUCUCAGUUCUAUUAUGAUUACUCUCUUGUAAAUGAAACUGAAUUUGCACAGUUGCAAUGAGAUCCAGUUUGUUGCGUUUUUAUUAAAUCCGGAUUAUUCUCUGAUGUACAAGGAUUAGUAAAUGCACCAUAUGACAGAGGGGCAUAUCUUUCUUUUUUGGAGAAAUUGCGCUAUUACAAAACUACUCAUAUUAAUUUUCCACCAGCAAAACUAGUUCAGAAACUUCACAGAAGCUGUUUAGGAACUGAAACAUUUCCCUGUUGUCUUGUCAUACCUUGAAUGUUUAUCUUUCAUAUCUGUCAAGUCAUCUAACACCUCAGAGGGGGUGACACCAUAGACUGUAUGGGUGACACACAUACAUGAUUCUGUUGCAAUAUAUAUCAACACUCUUAUCCAACUUGUUCAGAGGUACCUGAUGUAUGGUUUUAUACAUUAACUCUAAAUUAAGCUGUAAUGUAAGUCUAUUAGUGUAUCCUAAUGUCAACUCUUCCCACAAAUAUAAAAUCCAAUCCAUGUUCCAACAGGCCUCUACAAACCGCUGGGCAAACUCUGGUCGUGGUGGUCUGCCACAAACGUCCUCUGAUCGUAAAGAGUAACAAGAAGGUGAUGGUUCUGCUCCUAAGCAACAACAAACCACACGACCCCUUCCUGAUCGCUCUAACCCCAACCUUCCAGAUGUCCACUGAUUGGGCAGUGGAGACAGUAGGCGGCCUCAAAAACAAACUCUCCAUCAUAGCAGAGAGAAAGGGGGCAAAAAGUGUCAAGGUGUGCGCAGGGCGAAAAUGUCGCAAACGUCUGAACUGGAAAAAACUUGGCUCAAAGUGGGUGUGGUUAAAUGUGGGGAUAGGGAAAAAGCAAAAGCAUGUGACUGUGCAGGGUAAUGCACUGAUGGCAGUCUACACCUAUGGAGGAAAAAGAAAGCUGGGAUAUGGCACCGCUGGAGUCUGUGGAGGUAAACACACACACAUACAGACACAUACAUGAACUUAUUGAAACUGCAGAGAUAUCUCUUUCAGAUUCUUUCAAAGAGAUGAGCAAAACCUGAUUAGAUUUCCAUUUUUUUUCAAAGUACAUCUUUAUUUCAUGCCAGGAAAAAUGACUAAAAACAAAAUGGAAAUGACUGAAAAUAAAACCGAUUCAUGGACAAUUAAGUCAAAAUUUUAAGAGUAAUGUUGGGCAAGUUACUGACAAUUAGUGACUAGAUACAACUGAAGUGCACUCUAGAAGUAGAUUUAUGACUGAACCAGUUCAAGCCUGUCAAAGAUAUCAGUAAGCUGGUAAAUAUUUUAUUUCAGCAACCCUGAACAGUAGGUAGCCUGGAAGUUAAAUAACCAAAGUGUUUUAUUUAAACCCCUGGUACCUACAGGGCAGGGUUUAUUUGAACAAGUUAAGACACAAAUGCUAGAGGGAGUCAGGGCCCGGGAAAUUUUGAGACUCAAACACUUAAUUCCUGUAUUCUGGUAUAUAUUAUGCAACAUUAAUUAGCAAAAAUUUAACACAAAAAUUAUGAAUGCAUAUUCAUCAAAAUCUGGAUUAUACUUCCUGCAUAAAGAUCACAUUCAAGUACCCCAUGAGUAUGAAAAUUUUGCACUAGUUCAGUUGGCAAUAUACAUGACCAGAAUUACUGUAAAUACAAGCUUUGCACACACAUCACUAUAAGAUUGUAUACACCAAUAACUAUGCCCUGUGGCAAGGGCCACCCUGCAAACCUACAUUUAUUCGCACUUUGCAAGCACACGUGGGAUACAACAAUUCAAAAUACAAUAAAAGGUGCAAUGUCAAUUAUUAGGUGGGAUAUUUAGGAUUAGUGCUGAGUGUUAGACAGUCAAGAGUGGAAGUUUAAACUCACCCACUUUUACUUUUCCUGCAGCUUCCCCUCCCCCACCGCUGCCCGACGAUCCUUGCGAGGAGAUACAAUGUGGAGCAAGAGAGCGUUGUGUGAACGGAGCUUGUGUCCCUACUUCCACGGCAACAUGCCAUGCCAAGGGUGACCCCCACUACUAUACCCUUGAUGGCAGAUGUUAUAACUUCCAAGUAAGAUCAACCAAGCAGAAGCAUUCAUGCCCCUUUCAUUAAACAAAAACUACACUAACUGAAUGAUAAAAUCGAAAAGAUCUCCAUUGUCCAGUCCAGGGUUGGCAACAAAUUCUACAGCGGGUUAAUGCAACCAAUAAAACAGGCGAACUUAGUCUACAGAAGAGGCACAGUUUUUACCAAAACCAGAUGUUUGUCAAACAACCACACUCACACACUGUAAUAGUCAAGAGUUCAUGGUAUGUUUGUUGUUGGUGUUGAGCCACAAGGACCCGCAAAGACUACAUGACCAUACCAGGUCACUACUUUCUCAGGUCACAGAGAGCCAGGAAUCUGGCAAAAAAAUAACAAACGUGUCCUUGUUCAAAAAAUAUCAUCUGAACUGAGGUCCCAAACAACAUGUUGCUUCAUCUCAUGGUUUAGACGAAUCUGUCCAUUGGCAAGACGAUUCUGGUGAUUGGAUGAUUACUAUAAAUUGUAAAUGAACAAUUAAUUAGCAAGAAGCAAAAACAAAAAAAUGCUAACUGCUGAUUAACUACUUAGGUCCAAGAAUAAAUUAGUGAGAUGCUAGGAUCAAUAAAGUCCUUCUUCCUCUUCUUCUUCUUCUUCUUCUAGCCAGGUCUACCAAGCAGAAUCUAUCGUAGACUAGCACAGAUGACACACAUCAAUCCAGUCCUGAGUUCAGCAGUCUAUCAGUCGGUUUAUUUUUGUUUUUUUAAUCAUAGUUCUAGUUUCAUUUAAACAUAAUCCCAUAAAAGUAAGAGAUGUGGUAUUUGCUUGUCAUGAUCUGCUUUUACGGUUAAAGCUCACCCUUUCAGGUGUUGUGAAAAGAGCUGCAAGAUGAUUUUUCAUGACUGAUAUGAUUUCUUUCAGGGUACCUGUACUUACAUUAUGGCCACAGUUGCAAACCCAGCGCCCGACCUUAUCCCUUUCACUGUGUUGACCAAGAAUGCCCACAGAGGGAACCAACGAGUUUCCUUUGUGAAGACUGUGACUGUUAUUGUUUACGGGCAGACAAUCAUCAUCAGCAGACAAAAAGGACGAGUGCAGGUAACACAUUUAUUCACUCUGACAAGUGAUAAUUAUAGUACCCAAAGCAAAGAAAAAAAGAAAUCAUGGUUCAGCACAUGGAUAUUUUUGUUGUAAGCUGGCGAUGUUUACUGUUGGUCAUGUGCAUUGUGAGUCAUGUCCACAGUCAGCAAUUUACAGCAAUGUUCAUUUGAUGCCAUGCUUACAGAUGGAAAGUUUUUGGUUCUCAUGUUAGUUUUUAGCCAUGUUUAGUGUUGACAAUAUAUAUUAUGGGACAUGUUCACUGUCAGACAUUUCCGUGUAAGGACAUGUUAGUUGUAGGACGUGUGAAAUAUAAGUAAUAUUUGUAGUAGGAGUUGUUUUUAUUUUGAAAUUUGUGUGAGAGAACAUGUUAAAUGUGGCCCAUAUUUAUCGUUGCCUCAUUCACUGUUGGUCAUAUUUAUCUUUGUUUUUGUCUCGCAGUUUGUCAUGUUAGUUCUUGGCAGUGUGUAUAGGGUUCCAUGGUUACUGCUGGCUGUGUAAACAGUCAAGUCAAGUCAAGUCAAGUUUAUUUGUAUAGCACAUUUCAGCAGCAGGGCAAUUCAAGGUGCUUUUGCAGUCAGCCUUCAAUCUUUUAAAAUAUGUUCAUCAAAGCACUUUUUUUGCAAUGGUCAUAUUAGUUGUAACUGUAUUACUGUUGUAUUACUGUUGGUCAUGUUUACUGUUUGCCAUGUUAAGAGUCAACCAUGUCUAUCAUUGCACCUUGUGUGUUACAGACUUCACCCUUGGUGGCCAGAUGGACUGUAGGAUUUCAAUAUAGCUAUAAAAGAUUUAGUCCUUGUUCAACUUUAAUUACUUCCUCUUUGUAUGUUACUUUUGCUUCAACAUAUGAGAUUAAAUAAUUACUUAAAAGAGUUAAUCAUUUAAUUUUGUUUUACAGCUAUAAUCAAGUUUUGACAUAGAUCAAAGAAAAAUUAACAAACUUGCAGGCAGCUCUUUUGAGUAAAUAUUCUUGUGUUACCUUCAGGUGAAUGGAGUGAUGCGGUGCCUGCCUUUCAAUCUGCUGGGUGGGAAGAUCAAAUUGAGACAGGCUGGGUGCUAUGCUGUCCUCACCACUGAUUUUGGCCUUAUUGUAAAGUUUGACUGGAACAUGAGGCUGAUAAUUACAGUACCAUCAUCAUACUUUGAGCACAUGGGUGGAUUGUGUGGAAACUACAAUGGAGACAGAAAAGACGACCUGCCACACCCCACAUGUAAGGAGAAGACAGUAAACAAAACAGUCAAAUAAAACAAGUUGUUUAACACAAACAAACUCUUAUUUAAAUGGAUGUAAAUUUCACAUUUCACAUGAAUGAUUAGGUAUUUUAUUUGUAAGUUAUAAAAUUAAACACUGCCAGAACUCGUCAGGUGCAUGAUUUUAGCCAAAAUUGUCCUUGUUUUUGACUUUGGGUCACUGAAAUACUUUUGAUUGUUUUUUUUUCUCUUACAGCCAAAAGUUUACCUGUUGUUCUGGAGAUGAUAAAGCACUGGAAGGUGGACGAUCCAGACCUGUUCUGUAAUGAUAACUGUGGUGGGAGCUGUCCUGAGUGUUCAAUAGAGCUGCAGAAUCAUUACAGAAAGCUCCACCUCUGUGGCCUGAUAUCCAAACCGGAUGGACCGUUUGCAGCCUGCCACAGCGCAGUCCACCUCUCUGCAUUUGUAAAUGACUGUGUCUACGACCUCUGUGUCUAUGGAGGUACAAAUUUAAUUGAAAGUCUCAAAAUGUAAGGUAUUUGGGAUUCUGGUGUGACAUUUUGCAAACAUUGGUAAAAUGUUGAAUUGGUGCAGAGGAUUCUUUCUGCUACUGGCUUCUUGUAUAAAAGUAAACUAUGUCUCCUAUGACUUGAUGAGAAAUAAUAAAAGACUUUGUGGUUCAGAAUCCACCACCAAGGUGGAAACCUUUGUGUAAGGAUGAAGUGAGGAGAAAAGACAAAACAGUCAGCAAGAGACUGAUGAACUGAACUAAAAGUGGACUCAGAAUCCCAAGACACACAAAAAACAUACGUUUACAUAGUUAUUGAUAAUUCAUGCUGUGGAUCAGAUUAAAGAGCAGAAAAGGCCCUGGAGGUUAUUGGGUGCAGUGGUGAGGGGAGGCUGUGGUUAGUAAAUUAUUAAUCAUUUGAUUUUGAUUUUUUGCAAACAUCAUCUCAUUUAAGACCCCACUAUACAAUUUUUAUUUUUUUUUCUCUUAAAAAGCUAUAAAAAGUUUAGAUUAAAAUGUGUUCAUGUGGUAACCAUGUAAUGGUAACACCCAAAAAGGCCAGUAGGGGGCGCAUGGUCCCUGUGAUGAGCGGAAUAACCACAGACUGUAUGUAGAUUCUAUGGUAAUAACCGUUGAAGGCAACUGCAGAAACAGUCAGCGGAGUUAAACACAAACUAAACUGCAAUGCGUAUUUAUUUUGAAAUACAGACGGGUUAAUAGUCCUCCAAUGCAAAUGUACAUACUCCUGUAUGAGGGUUAGGAGUGUUGUGAACCUUGUCAGUAAAAAAUAUUGUGUUGAGUAAAGUAGUUUUGCAGUCAUGAGUGUUUUAAGAUGAUAGGUGGAACAAGUAGCGUGCUAAGCUAGAGCACCUGUUGCUAAUUCUUAUGGCCACAUUACAGUUACUGAAUCAACUUUAAGACAGUUAAUUCAUGUAUUAACAUUCUGUUCUUGGUUAAAGCUUAUUUCUUUUAAAUGAGAAAAGUGACAUAAACAGUUGGCUUUACAUAUUUGUCUAAACUGAGAUUUGUUUUUCUGGCAGUUGAGGGGCCAAAGGGAAUAGCUGUUGUACAUUUAUGGUUAAUAUCCAUGCAAAGGUUCAAGUUUAGUCCAAGCUAAACGCAAGCCUAACUGCAUCGCCUUUUUUGGUAGCACUUGAAGAGGAAAAAGACUGACAUCAUGCUGUGAGAAUCAUGACAUGAAACUUGUUAUUGAUAUGAAUAAGGCUUAUGAAGUGUCAUUUGGUAAAUUAUGACCACAGCUGUCCAGCUUGGUGUCAUCUUUACAUGUGUCCCCUAAAGUUUUAUUAGUUUCUUAGUUUAGGGUUACAAUGAGAAUCCUGAUCCACAAUAUUUAUUGAAAUGGAACUGAUUUUAAAACCGAGAGAUGGCCUGGGCACCAGGGACAUACGCUUUUUUUUUUCCAUCCAUUUUUCAGUCUAGGUCUGUUGCAUUAGGGAUACUUUGUUUUUUUAGGAUUUGAGAAUCUUUUAGCAAAAGUAGUUAUUUAUGGAGACAUUCAUGUGUUUCUGUUUGUGUUUUUCUUUCUGUCCAGGUGCCAAACCAGUCCUCUGCGAUAACCUGAAGACUUACGCAGACUCCUGUUUGUCAGAGGGAGUCCAACUUAGUGCAGAGUGGAGAGAAGUGUCUGGAUGCAGUAAGUUACUCAGAGAAGUAUCAAUCCAUGAAACACUAAAUCUGUAAUCUGUUGAUUUUUUUUGUUUUUCCAUCAAUUGUACAAUUCUCUUUCUCUCUCCCUCUCUCUCUUUUCUCUCACUCACUCACUCUCUCUCUCUCUCUCCCUCCCUCCCUCCCCUCUGCAGUUCCAGACUGUCCAGCAGGAAGUCACUAUGAAGCCUGUGGUACAGCAUGCCCCGCCUACUGCUCCACUCUGGACAGUGAGACCGAAUGCAACGAGCCGUGUGUGGAGGGAUGUCAGUGUGAUGAGGGAUACGUGCUCAGCGGAGAAAAGUAACUCACCAAUAAUGCUGCUCAUGCUAAUAAUCAGAAAGUUAACUGAUUUUUGAUAAAACAAAAGCUCCAGGUGAACAAACCGUACAGUAGGCUGCGGACAGUAAAUAUGAUCCCUGUCCUCAUUACAGGAUGUGCGUCCAUUAUGUGACAAAUGUCAUUUUGUCAGACCUUAGGACAGUUUUUCACUUGGUCUCCUUUUUGCAUGGAACAGUUUUAACCUGUAUUUGUGGAUGCAGAACGAAACUGUAUUGGAAGUGAUUUUUAACCCAUGCAGGCAUUUCCACUCCAGAGUCCUGUCUGUUUUUAAUGGAGUGCUAUCUGAGGGCUCUAAGAUCUGGGUCAUCCAAUAUUGUGUUUGGUCCUUGUCCUUUUUGUACAGAGAUUUCUCCAGAUUAUCUGGAUCUCUAUGGAGUGCUAACAACAAGAGGACAAACACAUUGUGGAAAAAAAUAUAAAUCAAGACAACAGUGCUCAUAAAAUAAAGCAGACUCUGAUGAAUAAAUAUGAUUGAAAUAUAACAGAACAACUGACAUGGAGCCAAUCAAACACACUGAGAUAAAAUACACUAGAUUAUCUAAAAGAAAUUGGGUCUUUAAAGGUUAAAAUCACUCAACAGAUUCUCAUCUUUUAUGGCAGAGAACUACAGAGCCUGAGAGCAAAAACAAUAGAGACGUUUUAAAACAUUUACAACUGAGGAGUGGUUUCACCAGGAGCUAUAUCAGAAAUGUAAACAGGGGCCAAACUAUGAACUUUAACUCUUAAGUUAAAGUUGGUAGCAAGGGCAGUCACACUAAGGGCCAAUCCAAAUGGUCACUCUUAUUCCUUCCCCUUCAUCUUACCCCUUUGUCUACCCCCUGGGUGAAAACAUGCCCCUCAGUUUCCACUAGGUCAUGAUGCCUUUCCACUUGCAGUGAAUUUGUCAUCUGACAUCAGUGUAGCCCUCAAUAGCUAUAGCUUCGUCAACCUCAAGAUCAUCAUAACUUGCGAUUUUAAAACUUAAACAAUUCAAAACAUAGCUAAUAUUUAUGUGGAGUAGCAAAGGAUUAAAUACCUGAUAAAGUACGUAAGUGUCAUUACAAUAAAAAUCAUAUCAAAAUCUUACCCCUUGCUUUCAAGUGAGGUCCCGGUUUGUCUUUGUUUCAAGGGCUGUGUACCCCUUGCCACUUAGCCCUUCCCCAUAAGAUUAAGGAGAAUUGGGACACCCCUUCACUUGAAGUGAAUACACAAAACCAAGGGCUAAGGGGAAAGACAAGGGCUAAGGGGUACAAUUGGGAUUGACCCUAAGAUUGUAGUAGUGUGACAUCUACCAUUGGUGUUAGUUUAGACUCUGGUCUUUUGUUGUGUUUUUAGCCGCUGAUCAGCUGUGAACUGGUGAAAUGAUAAGAAAAUUGUUACAAUAAUGAAAGGAUCUUUUUUUUUUGUACCAUAAAAUUAUGAAAAGGAGAAAAACAUAACACAUGUAAGCUUCCUAUCUUUAGCAUUAGCUCAUAGGGGAAAAAAUCACCUUAUGAAUGUGGUGCAAUAUCAAGAUAACCUGUGGAAUGAGAUCUUGCUGCUUUUUCUCUGGUCCAGGUGUGUUCCUAAGUCUCAGUGUGGAUGUGACUAUCAGGACAAUUAUUACCCAUCAGGGACCACGUUUUGGGAGGAUGAGACCUGCACCUCCAGGUGUAAAUGCGAGAACGGGACAGUCGAGGUUAGUAUGAGUGAAUCAAUGUGUGGUAUAUGUAGUUUGGUCUGUGAGAGACAUACCUGUUUGUAAAAUCAGAAUAUUUAUCAAUAGAUAAAUGUAUAUUUAUCAAUUAAAAAUAACACACGCUGCUGCAUCCCAGAGUUGACUGAUCUUUUCUGCUCUCAUCUGUUUCCCUGUGAUUCUUCUAUCUGCCCCAUUCUUCAUAUAGUGUGAAACAACCAGCUGUGCAAAUGAUGAGCAUUGUGCUCUUAGGGAGGGAAUCAGAGACUGCUACCCAGCAAGCUUUGGAUUAUGCAAAUGCACUGGAGACCCCCACUGCACUGGUUUGGACGGGAGGCGCUUUCAUUUCCAGGGAACAUGCACCUACAUCCUGUCCCAGCUGGUCAUGGGCCCCCAGCAACUUUUGGAACCGUUCCAGAUUCAGGUCACCAAUGAGAACAGAGGACGAAAUAAGAGGGUGUCCUGGACCAAGUCUGUGUUUCUUACCGUGUUCGGAGGCUUCACUAUUGGCAUGAGCAACACCAACAAUGGAAAGAUAAUGGUAUGGUAAUUCUGCUACCUACUUUAGUUUGUUCUUGAAUCUAUCACAACACCUAUUCCACCAAAAAACAGAUCUGAAAUGAGAGAUGAGGGUGAGUAUGAAGAUCAAACUGGAAUAACAAACAGGACAUGCUGCUCUCCCUGAAUAACUUUGACACAUCAUUUGAAUAAAGCCACUUAAUUCAUCAGGAAAACAAUAAACCUGAUUCUCCAGAGGAAAAGUGUGAAAUAAAUCAUGAUGUUGUCCCCUCCUCAGGUGAAUGGCAGGUUGACUAAUCUGCCAUACAACACUGAAGAUGGAAAUGUCAGAGCUUUCAGAAAGGGACGGUUUGGUGUUGUGAAAACAUCUUUUGGUUUGAUGGUCAAAUUCGACUGGCGUGCCAAUGUCCAAAUGAGUCUGCCAAGUACAUACACUGGACAAACUAAUGGUAAGUCUGAUGUGACUCUGCUAGUUAUCAAAUUGUACAGAGCUGUUAUUUCAACAAGAAGCUUUUAUUUCAUCAAUCUCAAUUUUCAGAUUCUACUUAAAAGAAAGGGAUCCAGGUUUUAGGAUGGGAAGUGUUCUGGUUUCUUUUGCUCGUAAGUCUGUUGUCUGAGUAGUGUCGACCAAUCAGGUAUCAGCAGGUUUCAGUGUCUGCUGAAAAAACAGUCUGUAUGGAAAGCAAUAGUAAGUAAAAUGUAUUUAGUUUAGUACCUUCAUAGAAAAGAUUUACAAAGUAUACAAACAUAAACAUCAAAAUUAAAUCAUUGAAUGGUAACGAACAAAGCAUAAUUCAAACAUUAGUUUGAACAAGGUGAGAUAAGGGCCCGUUUAAAUGAACGAGUCUUAAAGGGCUUUUUGAAGAGUGACCACAGAGUCAGCUGAACUAAUUGGGCUGAACUCUUGUUUGUAGACAGGCUUGAGAGACAACGAGCCUUGGUCUGAGGACCUGAGUGACCUACUAGGAAUGUAGGGGUGGAGCAGGUCAGCAAAAUAUUCAGGAGCCUGACCAUGCCGAGCUCCAUACACAAAACAAGAACCUUGAAAUUAAUCCUAAAUUUGACCGGCAGCCAAUGUAGGGAACAUAGAGUCUGGGUGAUGUGAGUUUUCCAACUGGGCUUGGUCAACAGUCUUGCGGCUGCUUUCAGGAUAAAUUGCAGGCAAUGAAGGGAUGACUUACUGAGGCAGGUGAGAAGUGAAUUAUCAGACGGAAGUAUUUCAUUUUGUCUGACUGCUGUGGUUGUUCUCUGUUUCAGGCUUGUGUGGAAACUUUGAUGGCAACACUGAAAAUGACUUCCUGAAACCUGAUGGUACCCUGGCUGACAAUGUUAAUGAAUUUGGUGGCAGCUGGCAGGUUUGUAUUAAUUUGGACUCAAAGAUUUCAUGGACCCAAAGCAUCUGUCACAAACUGAGACUUUAUCAAUUAAUUUAUAUUAUAACUUUAAAGUUAUUAGUAUGUGAUAUAGUUACUAUUUCAGGAUAUUUCAAGCUGAGCCAGUAAGUCGUCAUUUUUGGGAAAAACGGACAGUAAAUGACUGUAUGACUUAUAAAACACGUGACAACAGUUGCUGAGGUUUUCAGCCGCCUAUGAGCUGCUUUUAAAGUGCUCGUGCCUGCUGACUUACCCUUUAAAACCACAAUAAUAAACAACCUCUGUGCACUAUAAUGUGCUCUGUUUGUGAAGGUAAUAGCCUCUGAUAAUUCUGAUAUGCCGGUAUGAUUGGUCACAGGUUGGUGGAGAAGCCGGCUGCACCAAUAACCCUGACCCUGUGUGUGAACCUGCACUGAUGUUAGUGUAUGAGAAGAAGCCCUACUGUGGCAUCAUCUCUGACAAGGAAGGACCAUUCGGGUAAGUACUUCUCUUGUGGUUCUACCAAAACGGAUGUAGGGGUUAAUCCAAGCAGAAAUAGAGAGAAAUUGGUGAAGAAAAACACAAAAAUUUAGAAUGGGAGUUAAACUUCUUAUCUCACUCCCAACAUGUUACAUGUUGGAUUUUUGCAGUUUUAAUUUAAGUUAGAUCAAUAUGGGGUUCCAGAUUUUUUCAUUAACCACUACACUAUUGUUUAUUUUAUUUAUCUCUUUGUUGGAAACAUUGGUAUAACAUUGGUGCUGUAACAUGGAACCAUGAGCUUUAAGAAGCACUGCACUUCUACUUGUAGUAAGAUGCCAAUUUGCAGCACCCGUCCACUAGAGGCUUUUGUAAAUUUGUGAAAAAUAGUGACACCAAGAAUAUCCCGGUAUUGAUAUCAGAUACCGGUCCAAUAUCAGCAACAAAAUGAAUAACGGUUUAAUCGGCCUGCAUCUAAAAUCUCCAAUAUCAGCAAUCUGAUACCAAGCAGACGCCAGACUCUGCUCUGGUACCUCUAUCUUGCAGCGCCCGGAUCUAGCAGGUAGAGCCCACAUAAUCACAACAACAGUGUGUACUAAGAUACUGACAAAGUAACAAGGAGUAGGAGUGAUGUCGGCUGUGUCGCAGUAUUUUUUGUUUAAGUCCAAAAAAGAUGUUGCAGCUGAGUGCAAAACUUUUCACGCACAGUUUUGUGCCAAUAUCGGCUCAAUAAUGGGAUUGACCAACACUGAAGGCUACAAUAUCGCUUUCGUAUCAGAAGUAAAAAAGUUGAAUCAGGACACCCCUAAAUAAUAUUAGAGUUAGGAAUACCAUACAGUUAUAAUGCCGGGCUGAUAAAAAUGUAGAGGGCUGUAUACAGUAAAAUGUAAAGCACAUUUAUGUUUAAGCUGUCAUAAAAUACAUUAUUAUAAAACACUGCUGUCUAUGGGAAAGAAGAAGCACUGGCAUUUUCUUGAUUCACUUGGUCAAGCCUUCCCCCACCCCCCACCAAAAAGCAAAAAUAAAAAUAAGGGUGAGAGUGCACAGCACAGCUCUAUGCAACAGGGAGAGGAGAUGCUGACAGCUGCUGUCCUUAACUGGACUCAAAACUGCAGGAUGAGCUGCAGAGUUUAAUGUGCAUGUUUGAGCUUGAUCGUCACUGGUAGCAGCAGACAGAUUUUCAGCUUAGGCUCAGUAUUGAGGUCCUGGUUCAGUAGUUGGCUGAUUAUCUGCAGCCGCUCUCCAUUUCACAGACGGUAAAAACUAUCGCUGAAGUGUAUUUUCCUCUAGGUCUGUUUUCUUGCACCUGUCUCUUGAUGUUGAACAUUUCAGUUCUAAUUAAACAUUAACUGAAAGAGUUUAAACAAAGUUUGUGUUAAAGUUUAUGAUAUUAUCUAAAUGCAAAAUUUUUAUUAUCACUGUAAUUGUAUAUUGGUCCCAAAUAUCCGUUCCAUUAGAUAUCUGUAUGGGUCCCAUAUUGAAAAAUCAACAGCUGCAGCAAGGACUGUAGCCUCUAGAUACCGGGGUGCUAAACCUGUAGGCUGUCAGUACCCUGCUGCAUUCAUUUGUUUAUUAACAAUCUCAUUUAGACUAAUUUCAAGUAGUCAAAAAGUGCAGAAAUAUUAGACUAAGUAUAGGGACCCAGCCUUCAAUAAAGAUCAUAUUUUAUCCAAAAAAGACAUUUUUUACUUUAGCAGUGUAAGGAGAUCAUCUGCAGUAUGUACUUCUCUUGCUGAAAAAUAAUCAACAUUUGCCUCACUUUAAGGGCCAGUAACUGCAAAGUCUCUGACAUUUAAGAUCAUUGAACCAUUAUAAAAAAAAUAUUUAUAUAUAUUUAUUUAUCUGUUGCUCAUCCUCAGUCACCGACUUUGUUUGUCUGUCUCUACAGUCAGUGCCACGAAAAACUGGACCACAGACCAUUCUUAGACGACUGUAAAUUUGACAUGUGUGCCUUCAAAGGACUCCGCUUCACACUGUGCGAAAGCCUAACAGCUUUCGCCGACGCCUGUCAGGUGAAAGGAGGCAAGGUGGAGAGUUGGAGGAAGAACGAUUUCUGUCGUAAGUCAGAACCACCCCUUCAUUUAUCACUUCAUGCAUCCAACAAACGUUGUACCUAAUCCAUGAUGCCGCUCAUCUCUCUGUAUUAUGCCGUAAUGUCCGUCUCUGUGUCUUCCUGCAGCUAUGCCCUGUCCUGCUAACAGUCACUAUGAGUUGAGUGCCCCUGCCUGCCAGCCCACCUGUAGCAGUCUUGCCCCUCCCGAGGGCUGUGAGGAGGACUCCCCCAUGGUGGAGAGUUGUGUGUGUGAUGAGAAUUUCCUACUGAGUACCGACAAGUGUGUUCUCGUGGAAGAAUGCGGCUGUUGGAAAGAAGGAGUGUACUAUGAGAACGGAGAGGUAACACCAGCCCUCUCAUCAGCACACCUGCACAUACUUAAACCUCUACAUGUGAGGGUUCUCUCACUCACCUGUCCUCUGUCCUCAGAGUUUCAUCCGUGGAGAGUCCUGCGAUGAGCAGUGCACAUGCUCAGAAGGACAAUUAACGUGUAAUCCCUUCGCUUGUUCAGAACAUGAGAAGUGUGUCCAGAAAGACGGCGUCCCCUCCUGUGAACCCAAAAGUAUAGCCACUUGUUCUCUGACCGGUGUCAGAACGGUCAAAACAUUUGAUGGACAGGUACAGUAACUUUCCUCUCAACAAUAUCAGAGUAAACACAUCAAAAGGGCUUUACCAUGAGCCUCUUGGAGUUCUAUGGUACUGCAGAUGCCAUUUUGGUUUACUUUAAAACAGGUCGUAACCAUGUUUCCACACAAAGGUGGAGUCUUAGAAGAAUAAAGGGUUAGUGAAGGCCAAGUUUUUGGUGAGCAGCAACCUACUGUGUUGAAAUAUGAAGCAAAUCUGGAUAUACAGAAACUUGCAGUUUCUCCAGUGUCCACUAGAGGCUGUGCCAUAGAGUGAGUCAGUUCAUAUAAAGCCCUUUGUUAAAAUGUCCAAGUUCACAGCAGAAAUAAACACGGUUACAACAGCCUGGCACAAAUAAAAUGUUGGUUCCGUUGGCAAAUUUUUUUGUCCAUAACAAUUUUACAUAAGUAAACUUCUUGUAUAACUCCCCUGUUUUUGUUGUAUUAGGGCCAUACUAAGUUUCAUUGGGGCAAGGCUUUGAACUGGGUAAUAGAUGGCUUUCAGAUGUAAAUGAGAGCGAUCAGUACCUUCCUCUUAAUUUACUGCUCCAUGGAUAAAGGCAAAGUGCAUUCCCACCUGAAAGUGGUAAAAUUGGGUCUUUUAAGAAGGGCAUGAAUGGAGAUUGCUACGCUUUUGAAGCCCGCCUUAAGUGACAUUCAAGGAACUGCACCUCUCUACACUUCCACUGUGGCUUCAUUUUUAGAUCCCAGAGGUUCAAUCACUAUUGACUGACUUCUCUUUUAGUGUGUCUCCACCAUGCGUUUCAGUUCAGAAUGCAAGUUGCUAGUUGGAAAAAGUGCAGAAAUAACCAAUUUAUACUUUUUAGCGCCCUUCUGUCAAGGCACUUACCAUACUGACUCAACCCUCAGGGGUGGAGCUAGAAACUAUGUAAUCAGUUGAUUGAAAGGAAUCAUCACUAUCCUUACAGAAGUGGUAGAAAGUUCAAACUCAAGGCAAUCCAUGUUUUCAGGGAGUACUUUUAAGGCCGUCUUUGUAUCUGAGUGAGUAAUGUCAGCACACAACACUGCCCUUCAGCCCUUUGGUUUCCUCGCACAAAAACAUAUAUUCCCUGUAUAUCACCUUGAGUCUGAAUAAAGAGCUAUGCAAGACACUUCUUGUUCUGCCUAUGAUUGUCCUGGACAAAACUUCAAAAUUAAGGCAUUGUGUUAAAACAAGGGGGAUCUUGGAUCAGGCUUUUACUUUGAAAAGUAUUCUAGAAGUACAACCAUAGUAUAUUUUUAUAGUAUAUUUAUAUCAGUUAAGAUGUGCUGCUUACUCUGGCUGACCCAGUAUGUCAACAUGCAAGCUAAAAAUCAAGCCAUUCAAAAGUCUUUCAGCAAAAUGCACUGGUUGACUAGCUAAGAAAAGUCACUGUAGUUGUUAAUCACAGGUAGCCCCACCCCCAACCCCCCUUGCUUUACAGGAAAUAGGAUUUUUAAUUGUAUCAGCUUUGUUAGACAUGCUCAGUAGAAAUUCAGACACAAAGUGAAGUCUUUCUCCUCUAAUGUCUCCACCCUCUCUACCUGUAGAACUAUCCUCUGUUUGGAAACUGUCCGUUCACGAUGUCAGAAGUGGAGGAGAUGGAUGAAGGGAUGCCGGCCUACUCCGUGUUGGUGCUGCAGACAGAUGAAGCCGGUGCUGUGUCUCGUGAUGUGGAAAUCACAGUUUAUGACACAAAAAUCACCUUUGAAACAGGAGUUCAAUGGAAAGUCAAGGUAUGACUGAUGUUUUUUCUUCUUUGGGAUCAAAAAGUCAAACAUGCUGUGGACAUUCAAGGCUCAAUCGUUUCACAAUCUGCCAAGCAUUUAACCGCUGAACAUGAAGUAUCAGCCUUUAUUGAAAUCAACUUGUAUUUUAUCUGAUUUUAUUGUCUUGUUUGCAGUUCAUUAGGUAAGAAUGAUCAUUUAGGGGUGUGAUGGCGUCCUCUGCUAAAAAGUGCACAUCUGUGAAUUUUCUCUGGAAAGGCUCCUAAUGUUUUCACAUAUAUUUAAGUCCUCUCGACUUGUUUUUGUCAACGUGUUCAAGGCCAUCUCAACAAAAUCUGAGAAUGUUUAGAUUAGAAAAAAAAAUCUGACUUGGAUCGAGAAUUUCUAACAAUUCAACUAACUUUUGUCUAAGAGAAAAAGCUAGAUGUCCAUUCUAGAAAUGUUUGUCAUGGCAUUUAUUGUUUUUUAGGUCAAAGUUGUUGGUUUAAAUCCUGACUCCUGAAUCUUGAGACCUGACUUUAUCAUCAUAGUUUCGUGUAAAAAUUCAGGCCUUAAAAAUACUCAUGGGCCUAAAUUCUCCUCUGUUGUUGUAGAAAAAGUUUUAAAUAUUACAUUAUAAGUUAUCCCAGUUAUAAGUUUGUUUUACAGCGACAUAUAAUACAUCUUUCUUUUCAGAUUGAUGACGUCGCAGUCGUUCUCCCUUGGUCACUGGACAAUGACAAAGUUCUAAUAACUCAACACUGCAACUUUAUCGUGCUUGAGACUGACUUUGGUCUGAAGGUGACCUAUGACACAAAAGGAGGAGUGGUUUUACAGAUCCCAUCCACCUAUCACAAUGCUCCACGCGGUCUCUGUGGAAACAACAACAAUGACCCCUCUGACGACAUGGAGAACGGCGAUCCUCUGGAGACAGCAAACCUUUGGCUGGUAUCGAUAGACGAUGUUCAGUGUGAGGCAAGCUGUGGAGCUGCUACCUGUCCUGGACCUGAUGAUGGUAAUGUCCCAAAUGCUGAAACGGACUGUGGCAUCAUCAAAUCACCAGAGGGUCCAUUUGUGGAAUGCCACACCACAGUUGAACCAUCUCCAUACUUCGAUGCCUGUGUCAGGUAAGAAGAGUUGAACUCUAUUUAUUCUGAAUCGAAUUCAGAGGUAGCCAGCAGGGGGCAGAUUGUACAGGGGUCUGUGAGAAAGUGGUCCUCCUCCUCCUCAGCUGAUUUUGUCACUCAGUAAACUUUUUCCUAAUGGGUUUAUGGACCCAAUCUGCAGUUUCUGGUCUUCUUGAAUACAGCAUGAUGUUUAUUAAGUAAAUUAUGGUCCAUUUAAAGCCACAGAGACCAGAAAGAUGGAGUAGAGUCAGACAGGGAAAACCUGGAAUUGUGAAGCAGCUGCCAUGGGGUCUUGAUCUUAUGAACUAAAAGUUUCUUAUGAGUGCUUAGAUGCUUAAUUUUCAACUGUUUAAAACAUUUUUCUGUCAGCCAUAUGAACAUACUAGGUAUGCAGUUUAAAUACCACCCUGUCAAUCAACUUAGCUACCAUCAAAUCUAAAAGAUAACCUAAUUAAACUGAAGUCUUACAAGAUUAGGACACGUGGUAAAAACUGAUAUUUGGAGAGUAAUGUUGCAGCUUUAUAACUCAUGAACAGAUCUGCAAAAUUAGGUCUUAUUAUAACCCAUUAAUUUUGAGUUUCAUAAUAAAGUUUUGGUGGUUUGUCUCCUCAGUGAGUUGGCGACACACAAUUUAGAUCAACAGAUCCUGUGUAAACACAUCUCAAUUUAUGUUGCUGCCUGUCAACUUGCUGGAGUUGCAUUAGAGCCAUGGAGGCGCCCUGAUUUCUGUCGUAAGUUCAAGUCAAUCCAUAGUUGAAUUGUUUUGAAUUCUGUAUGUAUUUUGAAUAUGUAUUUGUGUAUGCAUUUUGAAUCCUAAUCUUAUGUGGCAUUGUGAGUUGUGUUCUGUUCAGGUAAGAGUUUUGAGGUCCAGCUGCACAUGGUUAAAAGUUUAAACAGUUUUUUAUUGUUCAUAGAUAAAAAUCCCCAAAUCUGCUAAAUUUAAACCACAGAAAUCUUUGAUUCCUUCAUCUCUGAGUGUCGGGUCUAUUGUCAUUGUCUCCGCAGCGCCGACGUGUUCAUCAGGGAGUCACUAUGAGCUGUGCGCCUCCUCCUCAUCCUCCACCUGCGCCUCCCUCGAGGAGCCAUUCCCCUCCACGGUCUGUCAGGAGGGCUGCCAGUGUGAUGACGAGCUGCUGUCUGAUGGAAAUCAGUGUGUCCCAAUGGAGAAUUGUGGCUGCCUUGUGAAUGGAAACUAUUAUCAAGUAAGAACCUUCUUGAUGUCGGGCAAAAUACCCUGAUGGCAGCAAUAACCUGAUCACACAUCAUUUCACAUUAAUCUGAGAAAGGUAGUGCUGCAUGUGUUUGCACAAAAAUAUUGAACAUAACACAAAAAUUAGUAACAACUCACAGAAAAUAUGUCAUAGAAAUGGACACAAAAACUUUUAUAAAAAAUAUAAUCCUUAACACCAAAGAUAUUUGUAAUGUUCCUAUUCAAAUUUUAAAGUGUUCUGUGUUUUCUAACUGUGAGUGAAUGUGUAUGGCACGGGCACAUGUGUGGUUGGAUGAGAAAGUGAGGAGGUGGGGUGAGCGACAGAGACGGGGGUUCAGUGUGUCUAUGUGUAUGCUUGUAUGUGUGUGAGUGAAGAGCUGAGGGACAGAGAGAGCAAUCAUGGAAGUUGGUGUGUUGGUGCAGUUACUGUUAUAAAUUUUAUUUUAUUUUUUUGUAGCAAAUCAUAUUUUUGUCCUUGUCUUUAACGUGUCUGGUCAGACGCUACAAUACUUUCAGAGGCGGGCUACUGUCAGAGCGAGGCUUUAGUUAAUUUAAGGUACAGUAUAGUUCACAUGUCUAAGGCCUUGGGGACCCACUGUAUAUGUAAACUUGAGUAGUCCCUUAUGAGCAUCCUUGACUCAAGUGCACAGGGACAUUGCACUACAUGAAGCUGGACAUGUCAGUGUUGGUAAUGCUAAUUGAAUGAGGGUGGGUUUAGUGUCCUGGAACGUCAGGGUCUAGAGCUGCAAGAAUCAAACAAACUCCUUUUUUGCACAAAUGACAUUCUUUAACCACUUGUUGUAUAUGCACCUGUAGCCAUGUGGUCUUCCAGGUCCUUCCAGCUGGUUAAUGAUGAAAUCUAUAAUUUCUACAUCAGCUUGUUCCUUAACUUUAAGGCAAUGCAUUUUGAGCAGCCAAAUGAAGUGUUUUUUGCUAAGAAUUACUCCAUGCCUUACCACAAGUGACUAAGGCAUAUCAUUGUAAUUCAUUCCCAUCUUGUAAUUUAAUGAAAUUAAUUCAAGCAUGUCCAUUUUAAUAAUCAACAGUCUCUUUAUCCCUCUAAAACUGACAGAUCCCAUUAUAUCAGGUGAAUUAUCUCAUGGCCGCGCAUUAACUUUCUCGUGGCCACAGGUUAUCAUCUCAUGGCCACGCAGUAAUGUUUUUUUCCUCCAAUGUCACGAGAGUUUAUUUUAUUUUCAAUGACUCAAAGGCAUUUCAGUUAACACGAAACAAUUCAUAAAUAUAAAAAUUUUAGCAAUUUCAAAAUUACACAGAAACAUUUUUUAAAGGCAUGAAAGUAUUUCAUGUAACAGUAAGCAUUUCACAAAAAAAAAAUAUAAAUCACAAAAAGGAAAUAUUUAAGUGUUUUGAGAAAUAUUUUUGGGGUUUGUGACAUAUUUUUCCAACUGGCAAUGUAGUUUUUACUUCCAUGAAAAAUUGCAACAAUCUGUGACAUACUUCUAUGUUUGGGGAAUAUUUUUGCAAAAUAUAUGAUUUUUUUUCAUUUUUAUUAAUUUUUUUCCCUAAAUGUGAGGCUUUGUGAUUUGUGAAAACUGAAGGUUUCAAUAUUUUAGUACUUGUCAAAAGUAUUUCAUAAUAUUUUUAUAAUUUUGAAAUAUUUUUGUAUUUUGUAGCAUUUUUGUAACAUUUUUUUUUGUUUUGUGACCAAUUAUUACUUAUGAGACAUCAGUUUAUUCUUUUAAAAUAUUUUUUGCAAUAUGGAAGAAUUGUUAUGUAUAUGAAAGUGUCUUUGUAUUAGACAAGAAUAUCUUAGUUUUAGAUGCAUAAAAUAUUUAGUUGUGUUGAGUUGAUGUAUGUGUCUUUUUAAAAAUCAGAGCAACUUUUUUUUUUCAGUCGGGGACAUCAGUCUUGAAUGAGGACUGUUCAGAGAGCUGUACCUGUGAGGCCGGAGUGUUCACAUGCAUAGAUCACAGCUGCCAGGAGGAGGAGGAGUGUCUCAUAAAGGAAGGGAUAAUCGGCUGCUACCCCAUAGGUCAGAUAUUUUUAUUUCAACCUGCAUGUCUUUUUUAGCAACAGCAGCUUGAGUCACAUCAUCUGUCUGCUACACUUUCCAUUGGAAUAAAUUAUUUCAAAGAUGUUAUUAAUAAUCAAAUCAUUUUCUGUGUGUGUUUGUGUGUGUGUGUUUGUCUGUGUGUGUUUCAGACCCCUGUGAGGACAUAGAGUGCAGGGUGAAGGAGCAUUGUGAAGUCAUUGAGGGAGAAGGUGCUUGUGUCGCUGACUUUAAAGCAACAUGCUGGGCCUUUGGUGACCCACACUUUGGGAAACUGGAUGGCGGCAGGUUCUCCUUCCAGGGAACCUGCAGCUACAUCUUCCUCACCACCACAGGUGAGAUUUUACCUGACAGACAAACCAGGCCUUUAGGUCUUUGACCCACUGUGAUUUCACACUAAAGAUUUGAUUUGUUCACCUUUACAAGUUACUCUAACAUCAAGUGAACCAAACAAGACAAAAACAGGGACAGUAUGUUCAGUUCAGGAAAUCAACUUAGUCUGAGCUGAUCUGUUAAAAACCUCACUGAUAUUAUCAGUGCAGUUGUUGUUGCACACACCUUUGCUUUGCCUUGCCUACUAUAAAAUGAGUUUUUCUCCUCCUCAGAUCUGGAUCCAACGUUGCCAGAAGUGACUGUGACCACGAAAAAUGAGCUGAGAGGAAACUCUCAAGGCUCCUACGUGCGUUCAGUCACUGUGGAGAUGCUGGGUUAUCGCAUCGACAUCCCCAGCGGACAGGACGAUAUCAUUUUGGUGGCUCAAGAUGAUGUGAGUGGAUCUUUUCAUUUUAUUGCACCUUUGAUGAUCUUUUAGUAUCUCCACUCAUUGCUGUGCAGAACUACACUGUGGGUGCUCAUCUUGCAGCAUUGAACUCUUUCUACUGAUAUGAUGAGCUGGAUGGAGAUUGUCAAUUCAUUACAAAUGCCACGAUUCCAAAAUUCAGAGUAAAUGUCUGCUCGGUGAAUAACAGAAUUAUGUUUCUCUGUAGGAGGAGGGCAUGAAAGAGGAACUUCCCUAUUUCACUGAGGAUGGCAGGCUGUCCAUAACUAAAUCAGGAAUAAGAGGAAUAAUCGAGACUGACUUUGGCGUGGAGAUUACUUUUGAUUGGUCCACUUUGCUCAUGGUCACCCUCAGUAGCAGUUACUUUGGUAAUACUGGUGGACUGUGUGGUAACUACAACGGGAACAGUACAGAUGACAUGACAACUCCUGAUGGCGUCCUUCUUACUGAUGUGGCGGCCUGGGCAGAAUCCUGGAGUGUCCCUGAUGGGGACAUUUUCUGUUACCAUCAAUGUGAGGGGGAUUGUCCUCAGUGCUCACAGGAAGACCAGAAGAAGUAAUGCCUUCAAACUAUUCCAAAUUUUAAUAACAACACGUUAUGGCUCAGUGUCCUUGUCAUAAAUGUUAUUUCCUCCUCUUCCUCUACAGGUACUCAGGUCCAAAGUUCUGUGGGUUCCUAAGCAAUCCGGAUGGACCUUUUGCUGUCUGUCAUGCUACAGUUCCUGUGAAGGACUUGCAGUCAGACUGUCUGUAUGACGUUUGCCUCAAUGAUGGACGACAGGAAGUGUUGUGUGGAGCCCUUAGCAGCUAUAUGGCGGAGUGUCAGAAACUUGAAGUCGAUGUGGGGCCGUGGAGGGAGCUGGCUGGAUGUCGUAAGUUAAAAAUAUGAACAUGUACACCAAGUUUGGGAGGUUUUGGCACAAAUUAAGGACUUAAUAUCUGACUAAUUUUCCAUGUUUGUAACUUUAUAAUCAUACAAAUUUGCUCUGUAUCUCAGACAUUUGCCAUUUUUUGCAUUCCUUUGUCUCUGUAUAGUCUUUAAAUCAUUUUUGGAUUUCUUCUCACAAAUUUGCAAGCCCUUUUUUUGAAAAAACAAACAAACAAAUGUUUAAUUUAAAAUUUAAAAUAAUUAACUCCAUAGUUUUUUCACUAACUGCUAAAUUUGUUUUCCACAUAUUUAAAGGAAUAUUCCAGCGUAAAGUUGGUAUAACUAGAGAAGUCAGCAGUUGGCAACAUUCAUCUUUCAAGGGGUUGUCUAACUCGGUGCUACAGUGUGUUUGACCCCAAAAUUUUACGCCGGAAUAUCCCUUUUAAGACUUAAACGUAUUACAUAUUUGAGUCUUUUAUUUCACAGUGUUUCAAUUGAUAAGUGACCAAAAAAACAGCAAAAAUUUGCCUGUUAUUUCUUGACAAGUUUGUCAGUUAUUAUAGAUGUAUUACUGCAAUUUUUUGGAUCUUUUCACAUCACCUUUUGACCCAAAUUAAAACUUCUUAAUCCCACUUAUUUGUUCGUUUUUCAUAUAGACUUACUUCUUUAUAAUAUAAAAAAAUUGGUUCCUCAAUCUUUCUUUAAGAAUUAAUGAUUUAGAAUUUAAUGAUUAAUAAUUAAAUUUCCGCAAUUAUACACACAUUUCAGAUUCAUUCAUAGUUGCUGUUUUCUUUACAUGUAUUUGAUUUUUAACUGUAUUGAAUAACUGUUUGAUUUCAAUAAUUGUUUGAAUUCAGAGAGAGCAUUUUGCAAGUGCAGGUGGUUUUAAAACAUGGGGAACAGCAGAUUGACAAAAACUGAGACUGAUUUUACCGUCAGUGGAGUUGCCCUCUGUUGGAUUUUAGAGGAAUUAUUCCACAUCUGUAUUAACUCUCCCUUUCAGAGCUGGAGGCUAUGACCACUUCUCAUUUAAAUCAAAGCUCCAGAUAGUCUAACAUCUCACCCUCUUGUCCUCCAGCUCUCGAGUGUCCUGACAACAGUCACUACUCAACAUGUGGCCCAGCAUGUCCAGCCACCUGUGGUCCUCAGCCAGAGGUGUGUCCGCAUGAAUGUGUCGAGGGUUGUUUCUGUGAUGACGGAUACGUUCAGAGUGGAGAAGAGUAAGUUCAACAUCGUCAACAGUUUUCUUAAGGGUUAAAUAUUUAAAUAACAGAUCUGCACUUCACAGGAUGACUGUAUUCUGUUCAGGGAUUUAAAUAAAAGAGUUACACUUGGUUGAAAGGUGGUUAAAGUGCUUCAAUACACCCUGUGUUUAGCAUCGCUACAUAUUGAUUAUUGUUCAGAUCUUUUUUGUUAUUUUCCACAUUCAUGUUUCUGUCAUAUACAGACUCAUUUCAAAAUAUUCACCACUUUUCAUUGUUGUGCAGUAUUUUAAAGUGUUUACAAGCUACUUUUUUUUAAUAUAAACCAACUUUAUGCUGAAAUAUUAUUUUAGUUCAGCACUAUCAGUUUAUUUGCACAUACCAGAUUGGAGAUAAUAAAAAAGAAAUUCCUUUGUCUGUAUGACUGUUUGUGCAGCCACAUGACUCUUUAAGGACUAUUAAUACUUUGUGGUUUUGGACAAUCAACAAAUGUCACUUGGACCAAGACAAACCCAGCUAGCAGCCAGGCACACACAGAGCACAAAGUGAUAACGAAUCCCUAACAAUCACUAGAAACUUGAGAUUUCUGGGUAAACACGACUCAAUCAUUAACCAACUGAAUGGGCAGAAGUUCAGACCAUCAAGAACCCAUUACUAAAAAACACCUUCAUGGUGAAAAUGAAGUUCAGUUGUUCAGUUGUUGACAAUCUGAAUGUUUUUUAUUGCAUUCAAUAGAAACAAGCUGCAGAUAAAUAGUGACAACCAGAGGUGGUAUUUGCAGAUCCUGCUUUUUUUCCGUACCUGGAUGAUGAAACUGAACUGUCAAUUUUCAAAUGUUGAAAAGUAAAACUCAAAUACUAAAUGUUAAGUAGUAUAAAUCAGCCUUGUUUUGAUUUUUUUAAUCUGAGACAUUAUGAUUUCCUUGCUUUUCUGUCUGAUAGGUGUGUAAUCAGAGAGCAGGGCUGUGGCUGUGAGUUUGAGGGACAUUAUCGCAAACCUGGAGAGGAGUUUUGGGGCAACGUUGAGUGCACUGAGAAGUGUGUAUGUGACCCAGCCACACAAAGCGUGACGUGUGAACCUGCAGCAUGUCAGGCUGGAGAGGUGUGCCGCAUUGAAAACGGAGUCCGGGACUGCCACCCAGUGCGCUUUGAGACUUGCGUCACUCGUGGGGACCCACACCAUUAUGGCUUUGAUGGACGAAGGGUGGACUUCCAGGGCAACUGUGUGUACAGGCUGGCUGGUUUGUGUGGACCAAACCCCACAGGUCUGAAGCCCUUUGAGGUAAGCUACACAGAAACUAGCUGCGUUUACAUGGGCACAAAUAAGCUGGCCCAUGAGUCCAAGAGGCUUUUUUGUUCGUCUUGGGUUCCUUCACAAGUUUCCCCCGAUUCCACAGCUGUGGGUCACACACAGGGGUGUGGCUGAAUUCUUUUAAUUUUGUGGGGGGCACUUAAGAGACAUUUUUGGUUGGAUCUCCAUUUUGACAUUGUAGCCCUCAAGAGGACACCCCUCCAUGUGGCUGCAUAUCUAUAGCAAAAUCACAGAUGCAAUUUUUUGAGUCAUUUCAUAGCGCCCCCUAGGUGAAGUUAUACGGACCAUGGUGCUGAUUUUUUUGCCACUUUGGUACCGCGUCAGAAUCUCAGCUACUCAGCUACAUCCCAUCAAUAAAGAAGGAAUUACAGGCCAUAAACUGAAAAAACGCGAUCAGCUUUGGCCACCAUCAUUAAGAGAAACUCCCCAAUCAUGAUAAUCUAAAAAACGCGCUAGCCAUUCUUUUUUUUUCCGUCCAUGUAGGGAUACCUGUAAAAUAGGUGUUUUUUCAGUCUGGCCCAUUUAGUCUUAGUGCAUGUGUAAGAACAUCAUGAUCAGAUUAUUUGAUUUUGCACCCACAUAAACAGUUGAUUUGUAUUUUCUGAUCCCUCAUGUAAAAAUGGCUCCUGUCAGACAAGAUCUGCAGCAAAAUAGAAAAUGAUAGUGUGUGUAGCCAUCCAAGUUGGCAGCAAGAAGCAGAAUUGUACCUAAAUCAGCUUAUUUAAAGGAUUCAGUGAGGAAAACAUCUGAUAAGGUAUCCAUUUAUAGGAAUCAAUAUGAUGCCUAUGAUGAAGGAAGUUGUCUCAGCAGACUCUAUAAAGUCCUGAAAAACGGACAUCUCAUUGGGCAUCAUCCUACCUGCAGCAUGAUGCUCCUUACAAAUGUUUUCUCAUUUUCUAGCAAAACAUGACAGCUUUAAUUCUACUUCCAGUGUGAAGCUCCGGCUAACAUCUGCACAGUUAUUAUAAUCCACUCCUGUCACAAGCCUGUGAUGGGCCUUGAUAUAAAUAUUUCAAGACCCUAUCUUGCCACAUCAGCACAUUCCCAGGUUAAGAAGGUGCACAGUCACAGACAACCAUUUCAAACACUAUAAAAGCAGAAAAUUUGUGUGAUCACAUAAAAAAAACCCACCUCAAACCACCACAGUGCCCAUUUCCAAGCACACACUCUGGUCCUGUUCUGCUGGGUCUAUCCCUGUAACCAACAUGAUGUAUUAACAGUUUGAGCUUCACACUUAUCCAGUUGUCUUGCCCCCUGUUAUUUCCGGGCACUGAUUUUGUUUUGGCUCUCAAAAAUCAUACAGAUUGCUGAGUGAGUAUUUUCUUCAGCUUGCAUCCCUGUACAAGCUUAGCAGAAAAAAAAGUUCACACCAAUUAUCAGCAUGGAGUCAUAAAACUUUUCAAAAGAAAAUAACCUUAUUCGGCGAGUAAUUAUAAUGCAUACUGACUAUUUGGGGGAUAUGUGGUUCAGUAACUAACAUAAUCACAAACAUAGAUAUAAUGGCUGAAGUCUUAUUCAACACUGUUAGUGUUCUAAUUUUAAAAAAUCUCACAUGCAUGUGUCCAGAAAUGUUUGUCCACUUUACAACUCGACAUGAUGAUCAAUGCGGUGUAUCUGACCUGACCCUACAAUGACAAGAAUUAUCAAAAGUGACAUUUCAAAACCUAUUUCAAUGCCAGUAUUACCACCCCAUAAUUUUUGUUGUUAGAAUACUGUUCACUGCUACGAAGCUGGAUUAAUUCACCCAGGAUUACUCUGCCACAACUCGCUCAACUUCACCAGAUCAGCUGUAUUAUGAGGCAGGAUAUCAACUCGAUAACUGAAUCCAGCUGAGGCCAGUCUAGAUCUGUGCACGCACAUGUAAAGGGUGAGGGGUCGGUACCACCGAACCACUCUCCACAAUGGAGGAUGCUGCAUGUCAUAUUUCACAGAGCAUUAUUUUACGCAAAUACAGGGAGUACUGUGACAUUAUAGCGACAAGGAGCAAGACUGCUGCAGCCGCAGGAAGCCAGAGGGGCUGCCGGCAAAAAUUCACCGAUAGUGUAGAUUACAUUUGUGCAUUCAUAAAUUUAUGGUACCCUAGUAUGUUUUCAUGCAGUGUGUGUGAUCACCAUCAUCAUUGACCUUAUUAUUUCAGAUGCAACAGCAAUGGGGAAAAGAGUAUGCAGGAGCAAAUAAAAACAGAUAUAAAAACAUCCUUCAAAGUGGUUUGUAGGUUUAUUGGAAGAUUUUAUUGUACAUAUUUCAACAUGUAAACAGUGAUUUCCUUGCACUACCUCAAUGUGGAGCUUUUUUCUUUUUACUCCAUCAUCUGACGGUCCCAUGCCAUCUGCAGACACAUUUGGGGUUAAGAGGAGCUUUCUAAUCUGCUUCAAUAAAUUCUAAAUGAUGACUGAUAUGCUGCAUGAAACUCGAACUUGGAGCUUGGCAAAUAUCAGUGCAUUACUUAGACUUCAUGCUACCUGAAUAUUGAGGCCGUCCAAGGAAAACCUGUAACAUUCAAAGAGAACGUCAUCAGGUAAAUCAAACGGAUUUGAACGAUCAUGAAUAUAACGCUCUUGGCAAAGCACUCCUCUCACUAUCCGUGCACCAAUGUCCAUGGGAUCCAGCAAAAGUGGGCAAACCAUUUUCCAAGAGAUCCGACUGGUCAGUCGGUGGUCUUUUAUACCCGCUGAGAUCUUAUCCUGAAACAUAACCUGCUCCAGAGCGGGUUUGGCGUUCUGCACAAGUUACCCGAGCAACGGAAAAUCCAGGAGUUAUCCAGAAUUUAUCCCACUAAGAUCACACAUAGCUUCGUAGUAUAGGCCUCGGGUCAGUACAUCUGUGCAUGAUUUGCUGAAAACAAAAAAAAAAACAAAAACAAACAAAAAGACACUUUAAGAGUUGUAAAAUCAAAAGUUUGCCGCUGGCUCUAUAUGCAAUAUUGACAGGCUAGACAUUAUUUUAAAGUUGCAACUUCCAACAUUUUUCUGAGGUAUAAUAACUCAAAUAAUGUGCAACAACAUGUCCAAUUCUAUUUUAUAUACUGUGUAAAACACUUUAUUUUUGUUGUUGUUGUUGCUUGCAUUUUUUCUUCUUUUCAAUUUUUUUUUAUAUAAUUCUUUUUGUAUAGGACCAAGUUAACUUUUUAUAAAUAUCCGUGCACUGUAUACUUAUUCUUCUAUUUUUGCUGUGCUGAUCCUGCUGUGAGCACUACAAAUUUCCCUACAGCAGGAUGAAUAAAGGUUUAUCUUAUCUUAUCUUAUCUCAUCUUAUCUUAUCUUAUCUUGUCUUAUCUUACACAGUGACGCUAAAAUGGAUUAAAAACAGAAAGAGAAAGGUUUUUGUUCUACCUGUAUUCAAAGAUCAUUUUACUUCACUCUGUGGAUUCUUAUUUAACCCUUCAUUUGUUAUCCUCUCCCUUUCUGCCUCCUUUUGUCUCUCUUUCCUUCCUCCCUCUCUCUUCUAACUUUGUUGAACUACAGAUUACUCUGGAGAACGAAAACCGCAACGGCAACAAACAAGUAUCUUACGCCAAGGCAGUGACACUUAAGGUCUUCGGCAAAGAGUUUACGCUUACACGGGAUAACCCAAGAAAAGUGCUGGUGAGAAAUAAGCUCAAGUACACACCGUCACGCAUAUGUGCAAACUGUGGGUGUUGAGGCUAAUUUAUACUGUAUGUCUGCAUGGGAGUUAAGUGUGCCUGUACUUUGCAUUGAUUUUAUCGAUAUCUCUGCACUUUUUUGAAAACAAUCUAAACAUUACUGUGACUUUGAAAAUUGUGUGGGCAGGAUUGAGCAGUGUAGACAACAAUAACAGGAAAAACUGCAGAACACAACCGAGAAGAAUGCGUCUAAAAACAGUGCAAUAUUUUAGGAAUGAUUGUUUGGGUCGGUUUCAGAGAGAAAAAUGUACUUUUUCCAAUGUUUAUUUCUAAAGCCAGCAUAAGCAGCAGAGGCCUACCUGUCAUGUCAUUUUGGAGUACUUUUAUUUCUGCAGCCUUUAGUCCUAGUCAACAAGAGGGGGACAUGUAACAUUUUCACAGUCUUUCCUGUACCGAGGUUAAAGUUUGGUUCAGUUCCUGUCUUAAUAUUAAAAUUGACAGAGACUUGUCCCUAUUGAGAUAGUCUGACAGCCAUACAGAACUCAGACCUACUGUUUUCUCUUUGCUACUACCAACCACAAGUACUGCUGGGUACCAGCAUCUGCUCAGUAUUUAUUCUGAUUAUGGAGUAGGGCACUCUCAGAACUCUAUUAUAUUACUGCUGACUGAUCCCAGUCAGCAUUCUGUACAAUACCGGUCAUCCCUGUGGAGACACAGAUGUCUCUGAUAAGGGUAUAAGAGGUAGUCUGCCUGGUAGUUGCUCGAUCUUAUCCUGUUUUUUAUCUGUUUCAGUUCUUCUGUUAGUGUUUAGCCAUGUGUUCUUAUGGACACCCGUGUCUGUCAUCAAAGAUGAUGAUGACCUAAUGCAUUGUUUGGGUUAGAGCAAAAAGUCAGAAAACUUGCUUUGUUGCACUGGCUAAUGUACAGUUUGAUAACAUGAGAAAAUGUAGACCUUGAAUAUGAGAUGGUUCUGCUUUUCCUCAUGUAUUUAGAUGACAGACAAUAUCUUAGAUUUGGACUAAAACAGUUUUCUUUGGGGAAUCAUCUUGACAAACAUUUUGUCUGAUGAUAUCUCUACCUGCCAGAAACACCACCCAACGUGAACCCUCCAUCAAUCUGAAAUUUUCCACAUUCUCAACAAGCAGAGGUGAAACGUGCUUGAACUUCUUUCUGCACACUGAUUUGAAAUGACGUGGGAUUUGGUUGUUCUUGUUGUUUUUGCUUUUCAGAUUGGAUUGCUGCUGUAGUUGUUAUGUGUUUUGACCAGUUAGGAUGAGGUACUUGACACAGCUGAGUCAUGAGUGGGAGAAAAGUUGUUGUUAAAGCUGUUGAUUGUUUACUGAAAUUUCUGGUCACACCACAAAGACUGCUGAUGAAAUGUAUUUUCUUUGAUGGGAGAGGAAAUUUGAAGGCAUACUGUGAUCCGGACAAUAAAUAACCAGCAGAUGCUGCAAAUGUCCUUGACAGAGAACCAACAUGGACACUCAGGGCUCUAUUUUCGUUCACGCCGAUUAAGGCGGCGGAGGGCGGCGAGCCCCGCGCAGUUGUAUUUUCGUCUGGUGGAGCCCGGCGUAAGGCGAGUUUGGUAUUUUCGUGGACUGAGUCGCACGGAGGCGAGCCGAGAUCCGCCAAGCUGGGCGUGGUGGCGUGGCAGGGGGAGGUGUUGACAGAAUCAGCUGGCGCAGUGACAUUUUCGUGCUCGCCACCGGCGUGUAACGUGCGCUGAAAGCUCGCCGAUUCAAACCUGGUCAGCUUUCAGCGCAAGGCAGAACGCAGCUGGUCUAGUAGUAUUUUGGUAGACCGGCGGCGUAUCUACAUACGUCACCGAUGCCUCACCGGCAGGUUUCCACAGUGUCAGGCAGAUUUCAGUGCAAUAAAUAAUCAUCAACAACUAUUAUUCGAGUCAGCACAUACAUUUAGAUCUAUAUCGAUAUAUUCUGAUCUAUAUCUGAUCUGAUGAGCGCGUUUGGCACGCGUUUGGGCACACAACCUGACCGAAUCAAUACAGCUGAAACUGCAUCAAAUUAAAUUAAAUAUCUAGUAAAUAAACACACACGAUGAAGUUAACAAGAUAUGUAAUGUGUCUCCCUCCUUUUCUUUCUUCCUCUUAUUUCUCGCACAGCUCGACCUGGACACGUCUCCGUGUCCUCUGUCCGUCUUGCUGCUGCUGCUGCAGCUGAACAGAUGAUUUGUUUCAGUGCUCAGAUGCGUGAUCUACUUUAAGCCGACAUAUGGAUAUCAUAAUAUUCAGUUUUGUGGGCCAAAUUUAUUUUAUAUGCCAACAUCUAUGAAAGAAAGAGCCAGGCCACGGAGCGCGAUGCGUCAUUUACGCACAGAUGGUUCCGAUUUUAAUGCCAUUUUUGGAGUUUAUGUUGUGAUCUGUACGCUAAACCCCCCUUUGUCACGUGAGGUUUGAAUAUAUGCAACUUUAUGUGAGUGUCUUUUUUGUGGAAAAGGGUGUUUGUCUUACCAGUGGGUCCAACAUUACGCACACCAAAUCCAUCUGUGCUCAAGUGAGAGAGUGUGGAGGACACUUGUUUAGCAGCUGCCCUCUGUCGCCAUCGUGUGGCAUAACUGUCUUCAGACAUCUCUUGAUCUCUUUGACUACUUCAUGAAAAUAGUAAUACGCCUCGCCGGUGGCUGAUUUAAAGGCAAGGAGAGGAGCUUAUGUGAUUGGUGAAAACAGGUCUCGGCUGUGUUAAACCCCUUAUACGCCCUCUCUCCUCCCCAUCUACGAAUUAUGCUGCCGGGAGGAGCUGAGUUAGGGAGGGGGGAUACUUACGCCGGGCUGCGCGGCUCACCAAAAUACCAAAAUGUGCUUGGGAACGCCUUGUCAGCGCGGCGGAUCUGAUUGACGCUGCGCUUGCGGCAGAUCUCCGGCGAGGCACCAAAAUAGAGCCCUAAGUCUUUUUUUUCCCCCACAGGUGGAUGGUCUUGAAAGGUCCCUGCCGAUGUCAUGGGAAAACUCUCUUGUGCAGGGUCAGCUCCAACACAGACAUGCUGUCAUUGAGACACACUUUGUCAAGGUAUUUAUGAAUGUAUUUCAAUGCUAAAUAGAACAUCUAAACUGGCCCUGCUUUGAGAGUACUGAACAAUAGGGUGCAUUGUUUUUAUCAUGCCCCUGCCAUAAGGGAACUCUGGGGGUCUGGUCCCACAGUUUAAGAUCAUCGUUUGCCUUGACAACAUAUUUUGAAGGAAUAAAAAUCAAAAAUGUAUUACAUGCCGCUACGUUAGAAAAAGAAGUCGACUCCAGUUGAAGGCAAAGUUUCUGUUUCAACUUCAUGUAUGUUUGAGGUAAAUUACUUUUAAGGACUUUUUUCUUCAUGUUUUCUUGGUUGCAGGUCUCCUUUGACUUCUCCAGUACAGUGAAGGUACACCUGGCUUCAAGUUAUAAUAACGCAGUCUGUGGUCUGUGUGGAAACAUGAACGGAGACCCUUCAGACGACAUGAUGCUGCCCAAUGGGGAGCAGGCCGCUACUGCCAAUGAGUUUGGAGUGAGCCAAUGGGUAGCCGAUGUGGAGGGCUGCUCCAAAGAGUGUAAGAAGCUCAUUCACUGUUAUCAUGAAUGUUCUGAGCAACAACUAACUAUGAGUAACACAGGGGUCAACGAUCUGCAGUUGCCUGGGUGAUCUUCAGUGGAGAAAUGCACUGUAAAUAAAAAACAAAACAUGUUGCAACAAGCUAAAACAACUGCAUAAUCAGCAAAUACACAAAGCACAGAAGCAUCUGCAAUAAGCAUCAAAGCAGCAAAUGAGAUGCUCUGAUGUUUAUUGAUUUUAGAAUAGAAUAGAAUAGAAUAUUCCUUUAUUGAUCCCCCAUGGGGGACAUUUUUUUGUCACAGCAGCAUCACAGACAGAGUGCAAAAAUGCAGUUAUAGAAAUAAAGAUCCUAAUAUUAAGAACUUAAAUAAAUGUAACAAUUAAGAAAAAAAAUAGAAAAAGGAAAAAGGGAGAAGAAAAAUAAAACUAUCUACAAAACUAUCUACAUUUUGAUUAAAUGUUUCUUUGGGUUGAAAGCAAGAUGUAAAAAUGUAUAAAGCAGGAUAAUCCAUUUCAUUUGUAAAAGGAAUUCGAAGAUAUGCAAAAAUAAUAAUGGGACUGCUGCUGUUUUUUUUCCAUCCUCAGGUAAAGACUGUCCUCCAGAUAUCCCUCCUGGCACCGAGCCACCCGCUUACACCAAGGACUGUGACAUAAUAACAGCAGAGGAUGGACCCCUGGCUGGAUGCAUAAACCUCCUUAAAGCCGAACAGUACCAUGAAGACUGUGUGUAUGACAUGAUGCUGACAAACGGCAGUCGAGAUGCAGCCUGUGCCAUCAUUAGAGAUUAUGUGGAAGAAUGUCUGAGUAAAGGUGGCGAGGUCAAACCAUGGAGGACAAAGAAAUUCUGCCGUAAGUCUUGUAUUGUUUUUUAGUUGUUGUUGUUGUUGUCGAUGUAACCCACAGAAACAAGCAGCACAUUGAUGCAUCCAUGUCUGUCUUCUCCAUCUCUGGGGCUACAGGCAGUGCUGUGCAAGUUCACAAUUAAAAUGAGUUUCCAGCAGCUCCAUUUUUUUUUCUUCCAGUAAAGCUCCCCAAGCUUCAAUCCCUAACUCUCAACCAUUUACAUUUUCAGUGCCACAUACAAAGAAACAGUUAAGCAUAGCAUUCACACAGCAAAUUCAGAAAUGUUGGAAUGUCAAAAGCAAACAAACUGGAUCCAGAAGUUCCAAAAGUUUAAAUUUAGACAAAUUAAAGGGGCUCUAGGACUGUAGAAGGUACUCAGGGAAGCUAGAUUUGGUGAUACCCAUUUUGGGAAUAAAUAAUAAACAUGUUCAAUUAGGGCUCUUGGGAGACAGAGAUGCGGAGCAGGGUCAUAUACAGACCUCCACUCUUUCACGAUGACAAAGGUAUUUUAUGUAUGAUUAACGUGCACAAUACUGUGUGUAUGUUUGUGUGUUACAGCAAUGAAGUGUCCUGCCGGCAGCGAGUACAGUCUCCAAGCUCCUGGCUGCCUAAUCACCUGCAGCUCCCUAUCUCCACCGGCCCUCUGUCAAAUCCCACCCAGCGAGGGCUGUGUGUGCGAGAAAGGAAAAUUGAUGGGAAAGGUAAUAUUCUUCUUUAUGCCUGUGUGACUAUGUUCUAGUUCUUUAACUAUUUGUAGUACUUUUCAGACAGUCAUUCUGUAUUUAUAUUGUGCAAAUCCACAACAAAUGACUUCUUAAAGGCAUGGUUGACAAUUGGAGAAGCAAUUGAAAAAAACUGAGCCGUUGAGGCAAAUUUGAAAAAAGGGUCCCAUCCUCCACACACAAACCUCUACCCUCUGUGCUCCACGAUAACUCGCCCCUGAACCUGUAUCACCCUCCCCACGAUGUACCCCUUCUGGCAGAGGAAGAAGCCGGCUGGCAGAAGAUCCUAUGUUAGCUUCAAAUAGGAUUCACCAUGUCGGAUUGCUAGUGACUAGCAGCAGUAAAUGCCAGCUCUGCUAGCAAGAACCGUCUGCAGCUGCCUGGACAGCUACCGUGUUGACGUUGCAGAGACUAAUAAGAGUUAUUUAUGUAACAUGUGCCACGUUAAAAGGCAAAAAUUACCUGUUCAACAAAAACUCUGCUGUCUCAGCGUCUGUUUUCAGGCCCAAAUCCUGGCAGAGCUUUCUCCACUGCUCGAAGGAUGACCCAAUGUUAGAGUAAGAUUCCUUGCUUGGUCACAUUUCCUAUUCGUCUCUGCCCUUUCUUCUGUGGGCGUGCGUUUUCUUAGCACUUUUGGCGGUGGGGCAAGCAGAAGUGUAUUUUUUCCAUCUUUCUCAUCACAGCUCCUGUAGCUUAGCUGCUACUUUUAGCCGCUCAGCAUUCUGAGGAGGGAGAGUGGGAGGAGAUGGAUCAGAACUACAGGGGAGGAGUGUGUCAAAUACUGAUUGGAUGGAGUGGCGGAGCAGGAGAUUUACCAAUAGGAGCUGUCAGGUACAGAUGGCUCCUAUUGGUCAAUGUUUUUGCAGUCCUGCACCUGCUAGGGUGAGGAUUUUUUCCAUUCUUUUCUCUCUUUACUUUGUGGAGAUUGCACUAUAGGCCCAUGAUCACCAUAUAAACGUGGUUAAUAAUAAUUAACAAUCCCUCCAAUCGCCAACCUUGCCUUUAAGACCCUUACCAAAAAGAAUUUUUCUAGACCAUAGUCUUUGAGUAAUUUUAUCUAAACAUGCAUUGAGUACAAUAGGUGAAUGUGGCCUCUGAAUCUUGGGCUGAUUUUCAAACAUGUCAGGAAAAAUAAAUCAUAGGACAAGGGUUUUGAAGUUGCUUAAGUAGGUUGUUCCACACUGAAGUAAAACAGGCUAUAAUGGCAGCCAUGUAACUUUAUGGGAAAUUUUCCAAAGCAAGUUGCAUUGACAAAGAAAAUUCUUUGUCAAUUCUUUUAGCCCCUCGCAGGCUCAGAAGGUUGCUCUAAAGUUCUGAUUACUUAAGAAAAUGUUAGGCACUGUAAAUCCUUUUUUUUUUAACAGAGUUCACUUUAGAAAAAAAUUUGCACUCCAAUUUUACAUCAGGAGGACAAUCUGGUAAUAGUGACAGCAAUCAGUCAGGAGGAAAAUCUGGUAAUAGUGACUAGCAAUGAGUCAGGAGGAAAUUUCCCUGAUUCACACAUAUCCACCUAAGAUUUUGUUUUUUUAAAUGACAGGAUUAAAUUCUUAUUAGAUAUUAAUUUCAUUGUUGUUGGAAAGAUUUGGUUUGCUGCUUAUAAAAACAAAAGUUGCCAGAUCACAAUCCUUGAAGACACCUGACUUUUACUGACAGGGGUAUAACUUUGAGAAGAAUCUCUUAGCUGCACGGUCUGGGAUAUUGUGAUUUUACCCUGACAGUUGUGCUUUUUCUUUGGCAGAAAGGCUGUGUGAAACUGGCUAAAUGUGGCUGUACAAUGGAAGGUCAGUACUAUGAGCCUAAUGAGGGACACUAUUUAAACAACACAUGUAAGACCUUCUGCAAGUGCUACAAGGGGGCUAUGGUGUGCGAGUACAAACCCUGCAAGGCAACAGAGAAAUGUAUGGUCGUGAAAGGAGUGAGAGGCUGCUACAAGAAAGGGGACAGUAACAGCAAUCAGUCAGGAGGACAAUCUGGUAAUAGUGACAGCAAUCAGUCAGGAGGACAAUCUGGUAAUAGUGAUAGCAAUGAGUCGGGAGGACAAUCUGGUAAUAGUGACAGCAAUGAGUCAGGAGGAAAAUCUGGUAAUAGUGAUAGCAAUGAGUCAGGAGGACAAUCUGGUAACAGUACCAGCAAUUCAUCAGGGGGACAAUCUGGUAAAAGUGACAGCAAUCAGUCAGGGGGACAAUCUGGUAAUAGUGACAGCAAUCAGUCAGGAGGAAAAUCUGGUAAUAGUGACAGCAAUCAGUCAGGAGGACAAUCUGGUAAUAGUGAUAGCAAUGAGUCGGGAGGACAAUCAGGUAAUAGUGACAGCAAUCAGUCAGGAGGGCAAUCUGGUGGCUGUACAAUGGAAGGUCAGUACUAUGAGCCUAAUGAGGGACACUAUUUAAACAACACAUGUAAGACCUUCUGCAAGUGCUACAAGGGGGCUAUGGUGUGCGAGUACAAACCCUGCAAGGCAACAGAGAAAUGUAUGGUCGUAAAAGGAGUGAGAGGCUGCUACAAGGAAGGGGACAGUAACAGCAAUCAGUCAGGAGGACAAUCUGGUAAUAGUGACAGCAAUCAGUCAGGAGGAAAAUCUGGUAAUAGUGAUAGCAAUGAGUCAGGAGGACAAUCUGGUAACAGUACCAGCAAUUCAUCAGGGGGACAAUCUGGUAAUAGUGACAGCAAUCAGUCAGGAGGAAAAUCUGGUAAUAGUGAUAGCAAUGAGUCAGGAGGACAAUCUGGUAACAGUACCAGCAAUUCAUCAGGGGGACAAUCUGGUAAAAGUGACAGCAAUCAGUCAGGAGGACAAUCUGGUAAUAGUGACAGCAAUCAGUCAGGAGGACAAUCUGGUAAUAGUGACAGCAAUCAGUCAGGAGGAAAAUCUGGUAAUAGUGAUAGCAUUGAGUCAGGAGAACAAUCUGGUAACAGUACCAGCAAUUCAUCAGGAGGAAAAUCUGGUAAUAGUGACAGCAAUCAGUCAGGAGGACAAUCUGGUAAUAGUGAUAGCAAUGAGUCGGGAGGACAAUCAGGUAAUAGUGACAGCAAUCAGUCAGGAGGGCAAUCUGGUGGCUGUACAAUGGAAGGUCAGUACUAUGAGCCUAAUGAGGGACACUAUUUAAACAACACAUGUAAGACCUUCUGCAAGUGCUACAAGGGGGCUAUGGUGUGCGAGUACAAACCCUGCAAGGCAACAGAGAAAUGUAUGGUCGUAAAAGGAGUGAGAGGCUGCUACGAGGAAGGGGACAGUAACAGCAAUCAGUCAGGAGGACAAUCUGGUAAUAGUGACAGCAAUCAGUCAGGAGGAAAAUCUGGUAAUAGUGAUAGCAAUGAGUCAGGAGGACAAUCUGGUAACAGUACCAGCAAUUCAUCAGGGGGACAAUCUGGUAAAAGUGACAGCAAUCAGUCAGGAGGACAAUCUGGUAAUAGUGACAGCAAUCAGUCAGGAGGACAAUCUGGUAAUAGUGACAGCAAUCAGUCAGGAGGAAAAUCUGGUAAUAGUGAUAGCAAUGAGUCAGGAGGAAAAUCUGGUAACAGUACCAGCAAUUCAUCAGGGGGACAAUCUGGUAAAAGUGACAGCAAUCAGUCAGGAGGAAAAUCUGGUGAUAGUGACAGCAAUCAGUCAGGAGGACAAUCUGGUAAAAGUGACAGCAAUCAGUCAGGGGGACAAUCUGGUAAUAGUGACAGCAAUCAGUCAGGAGGACAAUCUGGUAAUAGUGACAGCAAUCAGUCAGGAGGACAAUCUGGUAAUAGUGAUAGCAAUGAGUCGGGAGGACAAUCAGGUAAUAGUGACAGCAAUGAGUCAGGAGGGCAAUCUGGUGGCUGUACAAUGGAAGGUCAGUACUAUGAGCCUAAUGAGGGACACUAUUUAAACAACACAUGUAAGACCUUCUGCAAGUGCUACAAGGGGGCUAUGGUGUGCGAGUACAAACCCUGCAAGGCAACAGAGAAAUGUAUGGUCGUAAAAGGAGUGAGAGGCUGCUACAAGGAAGGGGACAGUAACAGCAAUCAGUCAGGAGGACAAUCUGGUAAUAGUGACAGCAAUCAGUCAGGAGGAAAAUCUGGUAAUAGUGAUAGCAAUGAGUCAGGAGGACAAUCUGGUAACAGUACCAGCAAUUCAUCAGGGGGACAAUCUGGUAAAAGUGACCAGCAAUCACUCAGGGGGACAAUCUGGUAAAAGUGACAGCAAUCAGUCAGGAGGACAAUCUGGUAAUAGUGACAGCAAUCAGUCAGGAGGAAAAUCUGGUAAUAGUGAUAGCAAUGAGUCAGGAGAACAAUCUGGUAACAGUACCAGCAAUUCAUCAGGAGGAAAAUCUGGUAAUAGUGACAGCAAUCAGUCAGGAGGACAAUCUGGUAAUAGUGAUAGCAAUGAGUCGGGAGGACAAUCAGGUAAUAGUGACAGCAAUCAGUCAGGAGGGCAAUCUGGUGGCUGUACAAUGGAAGGUCAGUACUAUGAGCCUAAUGAGGGACACUAUUUAAACAACACAUGUAAGACCUUCUGCAAGUGCUACAAGGGGGCUAUGGUGUGCGAGUACAAACCCUGCAAGGCAACAGAGAAAUGUAUGGUCGUAAAAGGAGUGAGAGGCUGCUACAAGGAAGGGGACAGUAACAGCAAUCAGUCAGGAGGACAAUCUGGUAAUAGUGACAGCAAUCAGUCAGGAGGACAAUCUGGUAAUAGUGAUAGCAAUGAGUCAGGAGGACAAUCUGGUAACAGUACCAGCAAUUCAUCAGGGGGACAAUCUGGUAAAAGUGACAGCAAUCAGUCAGGAGGACAAUCUGGUAAUAGUGACAGCAAUCAGUCAGGAGGACAAUCUGGUAAUAGUGACAGCAAUCAGUCAGGAGGAAAAUCUGGUAAUAGUGAUAGCAAUGAGUCAGGAGGAAAAUCUGGUAACAGUACCAGCAAUUCAUCAGGGGGACAAUCUGGUAAAAGUGACAGCAAUCAGUCAGGAGGACAAUCUGGUAAUAGUGACAGCAAUCAGUCAGGAGGAAAAUCUGGUAAUAGUGAUAGCAUUGAGUCAGGAGAACAAUCUGGUAACAGUACCAGCAAUUCAUCAGGAGGAAAAUCUGGUAAUAGUGACAGCAAUCAGUCAGGAGGACAAUCUGGUAAUAGUGAUAGCAAUGAGUCGGGAGGACAAUCAGGUAAUAGUGACAGCAAUCAGUCAGGAGGGCAAUCUGGUGGCUGUACAAUGGAAGGUCAGUACUAUGAGCCUAAUGAGGGACACUAUUUAAACAACACAUGUAAGACCUUCUGCAAGUGCUACAAGGGGGCUAUGGUGUGCGAGUACAAACCCUGCAAGGCAACAGAGAAAUGUAUGGUCGUAAAAGGAGUGAGAGGCUGCUACGAGGAAGGGGACAGUAACAGCAAUCAGUCAGGAGGACAAUCUGGUAAUAGUGACAGCAAUCAGUCAGGAGGAAAAUCUGGUAAUAGUGAUAGCAAUGAGUCAGGAGGACAAUCUGGUAACAGUACCAGCAAUUCAUCAGGGGGACAAUCUGGUAAAAGUGACAGCAAUCAGUCAGGAGGACAAUCUGGUAAUAGUGACAGCAAUCAGUCAGGAGGACAAUCUGGUAAUAGUGACAGCAAUCAGUCAGGAGGACAAUCUGGUAAUAGUGACAGCAAUGAGUCAGGAGGAAAAUCUGGUAACAGUACCAGCAAUUCAUCAGGGGGACAAUCUGGUAAAAGUGACAGCAAUCAGUCAGGAGGAAAAUCUGGUAAUAGUGACAGCAAUCAGUCAGGAGGACAAUCUGGUAAUAGUGAUAGCAAUGAGUCGGGAGGACAAUCAGGUAAUAGUGACAGCAAUCAGUCAGGAGGGCAAUCUGGUGGCUGUACAAUGGAAGGUCAGUACUAUGAGCCUUAUGAGGGACACUAUUUAAACAACACAUGUAAGACCUUCUGCAAGUGCUACAAGGGGGCUAUGGUGUGCGAGUACAAACCCUGCAAGGCAACAGAGAAAUGUAUGGUCGUAAAAGGAGUGAGAGGCUGCUACGAGGAAGGGGACAGUAACAGCAAUCAGUCAGGAGGACAAUCUGGUAAUAGUGACAGCAAUCAGUCAGGAGGAAAAUCUGGUAAUAGUGAUAGCAAUGAGUCAGGAGGACAAUUUGGUAACAGUACCAGCAAUUCAUCAGGGGGACAAUCUGGUAAAAGUGACAGCAAUCAGUCAGGAGGACAAUCUGGUAAUAGUGACAGCAAUCAGUCAGGAGGACAAUCUGGUAAUAGUGACAGCAAUCAGUCAGGAGGAAAAUCUGGUAAUAGUGAUAGCAUUGAGUCAGGAGGAAAAUCUGGUAACAGUACCAGCAAUUCAUCAGGAGGACAAUCUGGUAAUAGUGACAGCAAUCAGUCAGGAGGAAAAUCUGGUGAUAGUGACAGCAAUCAGUCAGGAGGAAAAUCUGGUAAUGGUGAUAGCAAUGAGUCAGGAGAACAAUCUGGUAACAGUACCAGCAAUUCAUCAGGAGGAAAAUCUGGUAAUAGUGACAGCAAUCAGUCAGGAGGACAAUCUGGUAAUAGUGAUAGCAAUGAGUCGGGAGGACAAUCAGGUAAUAGUGACAGCAAUGAGUCAGGAGGGCAAUCUGGUGGCUGUACAAUGGAAGGUCAGUACUAUGAGCCUAAUGAGGGACACUAUUUAAACAACACAUGUAAGACCUUCUGCAAGUGCUACAAGGGGGCUAUGGUGUGCGAGUACAAACCCUGCAAGGCAACAGAGAAAUGUAUGGUCGUAAAAGGAGUGAGAGGCUGCUACGAGGAAGGGGACAGUAACAGCAAUCAGUCAGGAGGACAAUCUGGUAAUAGUGACAGCAAUCAGUCAGGAGGAAAAUCUGGUAAUAGUGAUAGCAAUGAGUCAGGAGGACAAUCUGGUAAUAGUGACAGCAAUCAGUCAGGAGGAAAAUCUGGUAAUAGUGACAGCAAUCAGUCAGGAGGAAAAUCUGGUAAUAGUGAUAGCAUUGAGUCAGGAGAACAAUCUGGUAACAGUACCAGCAAUUCAUCAGGAGGAAAAUCUGGUAAUAGUGACAGCAAUCAGUCAGGAGGACAAUCUGGUAAUAGUGAUAGCAAUGAGUCGGGAGGACAAUCAGGUAAUAGUGACAGCAAUCAGUCAGGAGGGCAAUCUGGUGGCUGUACAAUGGAAGGUCAGUACUAUGAGCCUAUUGAGGGACACUAUUUGAACAACACAUGUAAGACCUUCUGCAAGUGCUACAAGGGGGCUAUGGUGUGCGAGUACAAACCCUGCAAGGCAACAGAGAAAUGUAUGGUCGUAAAAGGAGUGAGAGGCUGCUACGAGGAAGGGGACAGUAACAGCAAUCAGUCAGGAGGACAAUCUGGUAAUAGUGACAGCAAUCAGUCAGGAGGAAAAUCUGGUAAUAGUGAUAGCAAUGAGUCAGGAGGACAAUCUGGUAACAGUACCAGCAAUUCAUCAGGGGGACAAUCUGGUAAUAGUGACAGCAAUCAGUCAGGACGAAAAUCUGGUAAUAGUGAUAGCAAUGAGUCAGGAGGACAAUCUGGUAACAGUACCAGCAAUUCAUCAGGGGGACAAUCUGGUAAAAGUGACAGCAAUCAGUCAGGAGGACAAUCUGGUAAUAGUGACAGCAAUCAGUCAGGAGGAAAAUCUGGUAAUAGUGAUAGCAAUGAGUCAGGAGGAAAAUCUGGUAAUAGUGAUAGCAUUGAGUCAGGAGAACAAUCUGGUAACAGUACCAGCAAUUCAUCAGGAGGAAAAUCUGGUAAUAGUGACAGCAAUCAGUCAGGAGGACAAUCUGGUAAUAGUGAUAGCAAUGAGUCGGGAGGACAAUCAGGUAAUAGUGACAGCAAUCAGUCAGGAGGGCAAUCUGGUGGCUGUACAAUGGAAGGUCAGUACUAUGAGCCUAAUGAGGGACACUAUUUAAACAACACAUGUAAGACCUUCUGCAAGUGCUACAAGGGGGCUAUGGUGUGCGAGUACAAACCCUGCAAGGCAACAGAGAAAUGUAUGGUCGUAAAAGGAGUGAGAGGCUGCUACGAGGAAGGGGACAGUAACAGCAAUCAGUCAGGAGGACAAUCUGGUAAUAGUGACAGCAAUCAGUCAGGAGGAAAAUCUGGUAAUAGUGAUAGCAAUGAGUCAGGAGGACAAUCUGGUAACAGUACCAGCAAUUCAUCAGGGGGACAAUCUGGUAAAAGUGACAGCAAUCAGUCAGGAGGACAAUCUGGUAAUAGUGACAGCAAUCAGUCAGGAGGACAAUCUGGUAAUAGUGACAGCAAUCAGUCAGGAGGAAAAUCUGGUAAUAGUGAUAGCAUUGAGUCAGGAGGACAAUCUGGUAACAGUACCAGCAAUUCAUCAGGGGGACAAUCUGGUAAAAGUGACAGCAAUCAGUCAGGAGGAAAAUCUGGUAAUAGUGACAGCAAUCAGUCAGGAGGACAAUCUGGUAAUAGUGAUAGCAAUGAGUCGGGAGGACAAUCUGGUAAUAGUGACAGCAAUCAGUCAGGAGGGCAAUCUGGUGGCUGUACAAUGGAAGGUCAGUACUAUGAGCCUAAUGAGGGACACUAUUUAAACAACACAUGUAAGACCUUCUGCAAGUGCUACAAGGGGGCUAUGGUGUGCGAGUACAAACCCUGCAAGGCAACAGAGAAAUGUAUGGUCGUAAAAGGAGUGAGAGGCUGCUACAAGGAAGGGGACAGUAACAGCAAUCAGUCAGGAGGACAAUCUGGUAAUAGUGACAGCAAUCAGUCAGGAGGAAAAUCUGGUAAUAGUGAUAGCAAUGAGUCAGGAGGACAAUCUGGUAACAGUACCAGCAAUUCAUCAGGGGGACAAUCUGGUAAUAGUGACAGCAAUCAGUCAGGAGGAAAAUCUGGUACAGUAACAGCAAUCAGUCAGGAGGACAAUCUGGUAAUAGUGACAGCAAUCAGUCAGGAGGAAAAUCUGGUAAUAGUGAUAGCAAUGAGUCAGGGGGACAAUCUGGUAAUAGUGACAGCAAUCAGUCAGGAGGAAAAUCUGGUAAUAGUGAUAGCAUUGAGUCAGGAGGAAAAUCUGGUAACAGUACCAGCAAUUCAUCAGGGGGACAAUCUGGUAAAAGUGACAGCAAUCAGUCAGGAGGAAAAUCUGGUAAUAGUGACAGCAAUCAGUCAGGAGGACAAUCUGGUAAUAGUGAUAGCAAUGAGUCGGGAGGACAAUCAGGUAAUAGUGACAGCAAUGAGUCAGGAGGGCAAUCUGGUGGCUGUACAAUGGAAGGUCAGUACUAUGAGCCUAAUGAGGGACACUAUUUAAACAACACAUGUAAGACCUUCUGCAAGUGCUACAAGGGGGCUAUGGUGUGCGAGUACAAACCCUGCAAGGCAACAGAGAAAUGUAUGGUCGUAAAAGGAGUGAGAGGCUGCUACAAGGAAGGGGACAGUAACAGCAAUCAGUCAGGAGGACAAUCUGGUAAUAGUGACAGCAAUCAGUCAGGAGGAAAAUCUGGUAAUAGUGAUAGCAAUGAGUCAGGGGGACAAUCUGGUAAUAGUGACAGCAAUCAGUCAGGAGGAAAAUCUGGUAAUAGUGAUAGCAAUGAGUCAGGAGGACAAUCUGGUAACAGUACCAGCAAUUCAUCAGGGGGACAAUCUGGUAAUAGUGACAGCAAUCAGUCAGGAGGACAAUCUGGUAAUAGUGAUAGCAAUGAGUCAGGAGGACAAUCUGGUAACAGUACCAGCAAUUCAUCAGGGGGACAAUCUGGUAAAAGUGACAGCAAUCAGUCAGGAGGACAAUCUGGUAAUAGUGACAGCAAUCAGUCAGGAGGACAAUCUGGUAAUAGUGACAGCAAUCAGUCAGGAGGAAAAUCUGGUAAUAGUGAUAGCAAUGAGUCAGGAGGAAAAUCUGGUAACAGUACCAGCAAUUCAUCAGGGGGACAAUCUGGUAAAAGUGACAGCAAUCAGUCAGGAGGAAAAUCUGGUAAUAGUGACAGCAAUCAGUCAGGAGGACAAUCUGGUAAUAGUGAUAGCAAUGAGUCGGGAGGACAAUCAGGUAAUAGUGACAGCAAUCAGUCAGGUGGGCAAUCUGGUGGCUGUACAAUGGAAGGUCAGUACUAUGAGCCUAAUGAGGGACACUAUUUAAACAACACAUGUAAGACCUUCUGCAAGUGCUACAAGGGGGCUAUGGUGUGCGAGUACAAACCCUGCAAGGCAACAGAGAAAUGUAUGGUCGUAAAAGGAGUGAGAGGCUGCUACGAGGAAGGGGACAGUAACAGCAAUCAGUCAGGAGGACAAUCUGGUAAUAGUGACAGCAAUCAGUCAGGAGGAAAAUCUGGUAAUAGUGAUAGCAAUGAGUCAGGAGGACAAUCUGGUAACAGUACCAGCAAUUCAUCAGGGGGACAAUCUGGUAAAAGUGACAGCAAUCAGUCAGGAGGACAACCUGGUAAUAGUGACAGCAAUCAGUCAGGAGGACAAUCUGGUAAUAGUGACAGCAAUCAGUCAGGAGGAAAAUCUGGUAAUAGUGAUAGCAUUGAGUCAGGAGGACAAUCUGGUAACAGUACCAGCAAUUCAUCAGGAGGACAAUCUGGUAAUAGUGACAGCAAUCAGUCAGGAGGAAAAUCUGGUAAUAGUGAUAGCAUUGAGUCAGGAGGACAAUCUGGUAACAGUACCAGCAAUUCAUCAGGGGGACAAUCUGGUAAAAGUGACAGCAAUCAGUCAGGACAAUCUGGGGAAAGUAACAGCAAAGAGGUAGGAGGGCAAUCUGGUAACAGUACAAGCAAUAUGUCAGGAGGAGGACAAGAUGGCAUGAUGAAACUAAUGAAUUAA
Messenger RNA from Xyrichtys novacula (pearly razorfish), 64014 nucleotides. NCBI's taxonomy places the organism in Eukaryota, Metazoa, Chordata, Actinopteri, Labriformes, Labridae. The record is from the annotation of a GenBank genome assembly.